GGAGGAGGAGGGAGGAGGAGGAGAAGGGGGAAGAGGAGGGCUCGCUUAUCAGCCGCGCAAGGUGCUGCAGCGGCUGGAGCCGAAGACGGAGAGCGGGCGCAAGAAAAGCGGCGAGGCGAAACAUCCUAGUCGAAGCGCUCCAGGUAAAGGAACCGUGAGGCUCAGCAGGAGACGGCAGGGGAACAAAAGCCGCGUGUGUAGAGCUGGGGGGGGGGGGUGCAAGGCGAGAAAGGGGUGAGGGGAACUUGGCAAAAUGGAAGCGGGGUAGAUUGUGGCGUGGAUGGGCGCUCCUUCCCCGUUUGGGGUUGUGGUCGUUGUCUUUAUUUUGUGUGUGUGUGUGUGUGUGUGUGUGUGUGUGUGUGUGCAGCUUCCUUCCUUGCCUCUAUUGUGCGCGCACUGCACACAAUCAAUAAGGCGCAUCCCGGCUCUUGCGGAUUCCCCCCCCCUCCCCACCUCGCAAAGCGACGGCUGUUUGGUGCGUGAAGGUUUGCAGAUCAAAAAAAGGCAUUAAAGUUGGGGACGGAGUUUCUUGCGAAGGGUGGGGGGCGAGGAAGCUGAAGUGGCAGAGGGGUUGGUGGGGCUGGGUUGUGGAGGAAGGCGUGAAGGCGAAGAAACUUCCCACUUGGGCUUGAAGGCUGUUGGUCGAGUGCUUUUGCAGGGUUAAGUUCUGUAUGCAGAUAUUCACGGUUUUGUGCCCGUUGUGUGAAGGUGCCUGAUUUAUUUUAAUUUGUAAUAAUAAUAAUAGGCUACACCAGAGAACUGUGCAUGGGGCUCUUUGGAGUUCCGGCUAUCCAUGGUGGUUUAUGGGACUGCGGUGUUCUGGAAAAAAGAACACAACCAUUUAAAAUAAGGGCCACCGUGUGUAAAAGGAAGGGGUGCCUCAGAACCAAAGCUGCAGCAACCACUUGUCAGUUGGGGAUUCCACAAUCAUGCACCGGUUGUUUCUUCUUGACUCUGCCAUGGUUUUAAGAAUGAUUUCUGGGAAAGAAAAAGCUGCCACCUUGCAUAAACCACACAUUUAGUAUUCAAUUUAAGAGUCUCCUUGAGUUACUUCUCAGAACGUUUUUCUUUCUCCUUACAAAUUAGCAUCCAUUUCUCCUUUCCAUGUGAUUGUAUCUCCAUAUUUUAUGUACUUAUAGCUUAAUUUAUUAUUAUUAUUUUUUAGAAAUCCUCAUUCUGCCAUACCUUGUCUGGUAGGGAUUUCAUUAGUGGGGCUAGUUGUCAUAAGAAGACAGAUUUGUGGAAGUUUGGGGGUGAUUAAAGGAAUAGCUUUGUUCAAAAAGACUGCGUGGAAGGAAUUGGUUUCCAAAGCAAACCUGGCUAUACUGACCCAAGCUUGCAGGGCUGUAGCAUAGGCUUUGCUACAAAGGCAAAUGGCUGCGUAGAGUGAAAGGGAGAGCUACAAGAGGUUAGUGAGCAGGCAGUGCCUUCUCUUAUUUGCCUGUGUUCUGGUCAUCCCUCACCCCCUUGAAAUAGCAAGUCAAGAACAUCAUUAAAUAAAUAGAAACCACAUCUUACAUUAUCAGAGGAUCUGCUCUGGUACACAGACCCAAUCCUUUUGCUACUAGGUCUGUUACCUGCCAAACAGCCAGCCAGAGCUGCAUCCAUAUCGGAAUUGUCACAUUGCAGAGGCAAGGCAUUGCUUCCAAAAUGCAUUAACUCCUUUCCUGGCUGUGUCUGAUGCUCAACAGACUGUUCCUACAAUCUGGGGACGACUCACCAUGCCUUUUUGUUGUACCUAUUGUCCUCUUAUUAAUAAUGAUUUCUAACAUUAAUGAUAGGAUGAAUGAAAGUAUGAAUUUUUAAAAAACAUCCUAGAGGUAAAACGAAGAUACUAUACAAAGGAUGAAUUUUCACCACCCUGUGGAAAUUUGCAUGCAAGGGUUGUUUAAGUACAUGAUCAUCCAUACUGCACUCACCAAUGCAAAAAGCACUGUUUCUGUUGGAUAUAUUGAAAAAUAGGAUUUCCCUGCUUUUAUAAAGAUUUGAGGGAAAUCCAAACACUUUCCAGUCUAUUAUUGAGAUAGCUCAGCAUCUGUAGUAGGCAAAAAUGCUAAGCGUUCUCAGAGCAGUGGGGCAGAAAAUGCGUACAUUUCUGGAUGAUUGUUUCCCCAUCUGGGAUAGCUGAUUUCAUACUUCUUGUAACGGGAGUUUAAGUGUUUUUUUUAAAAAGAAAGAAAGAAAAGAGAGCUGCUUAGCAUCUCACCCUUUGAAUCAGGAGGAUGUGACUCAUUUUUCCUUUCACCACUCUGAUUCAUAAUAUAUUCCCCUCUUUCUUUUAUACAUAUGGAUUUGAAGCCCCAGAAGGCAUUGGCAAGGUCAUCUGUUUGAAUGCUUGUGGGGAGUUAUUUCAUUGGAUUAUUGGAAAAUGUCAAGUAUAAAUAGAAUUCCAACGUGAAUCUAUAAAUAACCAGCCAAAGCCAAAUCUACACCUCUUCAAUUAUAAUUACACAGCAGAAAUUUAAUUCACAAUUGUUCCUAAAGGCUUGGGUGUUCUUUGCAUUUAUUUGCUGUGGCACUCAUAGAAGAGGGGAACAAAAAGUCGAGGAGAGCCUAAAUUCAAAUAUCACAUCAAAAAUGGACUUGUGGGGGUGAUUUGGAGGCAAGUCCUAGAUUCUCACCUUCACUGCAUCAUUUGUUGCAUAGGAAUCACUCAGCCUUGCCUACCUCAUGGGGUUGUGGUGAGCCCUGUGAAAGACUUGGCAUGGUAAAAUGCCCUAUAAGCAGCGUUAGUAACAACUUCAAUAACAAUCAUGCUUUGUACCAGUUGUAUCUUUGUUGAUGCUGCUUUUAAAUAUAUAACACAAUGCAUGGCACAGGAUAGCGAGAGGUUGUUCUCUGGAAUGGGCAUUGCACUUGCAUAGAGCUCAGCUGUUGUUCCCAAUGCAGGUACCAUAGCUCAGUGAGAGCACAUGCUUGGCAUGCAGAAGGUCCCAAGUUAAAUCCUUGGCAUCUCCAAUUGGAAGAAUUUGGUAGCAGAUGAUGUGAAAGACCCUUUCACUUGUGUCAGAUGCUAGCAAUGAGGUCAUCCUUGAUAGCUGUGCCCCCCUUUUUUUUACCAAGAAUGAGCACCUUGUAAAGUUAAACUUUACAUGCCCCCCAAAUAAUUACUACAAUGUCCUAUGUGCGUUCUACAGAAUGGGGAUGCAGCCUUGCAGGUGUUGAGGCUGCAAAUCCAAGGCUGACAGGCAUUGUGGUAUCUCUGCAUUAGCCUCUGUUAUUGCCAUUUCCACUGCUUCUAAACUGCGGGUGUAGGGAAUGUGCACAUGAAAAUGGCAUGGGCAAGCUCACAUCAUGUCAUCCUUCUGAAAGAAUUGUAUAUCUCUUAUUUCUGGGCCUGACCUGGGUCUCUGUUUACGUGGCAUUCCAUAUUCUGCCCUCUUUGAGAACCUGGAAGCUGAAGCUGUUAUUUUUUAGCACAGGCCAGCACAAAUACAAGUUUGCAUGCCAAUUAUAAAAUGUGAACACAAUUUUCUAAUAAUACAGUGGUACCCCGGCUUACAAACACCUCGGGUUACAAACACUUUGUGUUGCAGACUCCGCUAACCCAGAAGUAGUACCUCGGGUUAAGAACUUUGCCCCAGUAUGAGAACAGAAAUUGUGCAGCGGCGGCAGUGGGAAGCCCCAUUAGCUAAAGUGGUACCUCAGGUUAAGAACGGGCCUCCGGAACGAAUUAAGUUCGUAACCAGAGGUACCACUGUACUUGGUCUGCUGUGGAGCUUUUAGGACCAUUGGUUUUAAUGUGGCUUGCUGACAGGGGCAUCUCACAUACAGAUGGAAGUGGGAAGUGCAAUAUGCAUGCUGGAGGAAGCAUAUGCUGAUGUAGGAAAAACAUGCUAAGAUCUUUUCCCCAAAGCAAAGUGAUGGGAAACUCAGAAAUCAACAUAGUUACUCAAAGGUGGGAAAUGUUAAUGUGAAUGAGAUGCACAGAAUGUUUGAAAGAAGAGUGAUUCAGAGCAAGCCAAGCUAAAGAGUUUGCCACCUUAUAAAGCAUAACUGGAUGACUAAUUUAUGCAGAUAAGAACAGGUGGGUUACCAAUUAUUGGGGCCAUAGACUAAACAUUAUUCUGUACCCCUCAACUUUUAUGCCCGGUUCAGAUGCAAACCCUGGUUUGCCACCAAGCCAUAUAACCAAAGCCAUCAGUGGAUAUAAUGAUAUUGAGGACAUUUUGCAGGUUUUCAUCAUUCUUAAAGCUGUACUUUAGAAAAGCGAAAACAAACCCCCAUAAGUAUGAUCAACAUGGCUACAACAGAUGCAUAUAUUCUGGUCUGAGAGUAUUGGAGAGAGACCUUCACUGUGUCCCACUCCUGAAGAAUAUCUAUCUGAUUAUGUGUUCAUCUACUCUUCUAAAAAUGUGCGGGGGGGGGGGGGACGGAGGCGGAAUUGUAGCUUUAUUUGGUUGUGUGUGUGAAAUUGCCUAGACUAUUAAUUGCUUGUAAUCUGGUUUGAAUUUCCUAUUGCCUUUUAAUUAUGCAGCCCAAGAGGAAAUGGCUGUAAUUAGGAAUACACCGAACAGGCUUCUUACACCCUUCAAUGAGGCUUUUGCCUUCCUACUUGUGUUGGUAAAGUUAUCAAGCUACUGAUGCUAGAUCAACUCUUCAUACUAUCAAGAAUUGCAGUAAGGGGGCAAUAGGUUUUAUUAUGCAGCAGAGAUGAUCGUUGAUACACAGUCUCAAUGGAAAGAUUUUGAUUGCUAGGGUCUGACUACCAUAUAUGGAGUUGGAAUGAAAUCUUUCUCCAGAUCUGUUUCUUUGGAAAACUUGUAAUUUUCCUUAAUUUCUUAACCUUGUAACACCUGUAUUAGUUUUUAAUUCUCACCUAAAUAAAAGCUUCUUUCCCAGGACUAGUAUCAGCUUUGGGGAUAGGGACAGUUUCUGCAGACUGUGGCACACAGGGAAAAGGGUUUGUUUUAUUAUUAUUAUUAUUAUUAUUAUUAAGGAAAAUACCCUACUUAUGCACAGUGGUAUUGAUUCUUUCCCCAACCUAAUUUUCAAAGUCUUUAAUAUUUGCAUGCUAAAUCUUAUAUUCAUUUAACGUCGUAUAUAUUUUGGCCUUGAGUCAGGUUGCUCUGCAGGCAGUUUUCUGCAGUAACACACUGUAGUGUGCAUUGUAGAGGUUGACUUUUGAGGAACAAGAACUUUCAUGGGCCCAUCUUUGGGGGAAACAAAUGAAUAGCUGACGUCUGUUACAUUGUGCAAGCCUAUGGUUUUCUAUUAAUCCUUUUUUAAAAAAAAAUUCUCAUUGAUUCCAAAGAUCAGGUGACCAUUGUCUUAAAUAUACAUGAAAUCACUAAUGGCAACAGGUCAGCACAAAUAGGGGGAAACAAGAAAAAAAGGUACAGAAAUAUGCGAAACAAGUUUUGUCAGUUCUUUUUUGUGUUCAAGCCUGUGAAAGGUGAUUAAAAACAAACAAACAAACAAACAAGCUCCUUUAAUGACAAUUCCAUAUGCCCAUUGUACGUUGGGGGAAGACCUACUUAAUCAUAUAGUUGCACAUUUUAUAGCAGUAAAUCAAAUGAUGUGCAUCAAAACAUUAUAUAUAUAUAUAUAUAUAUAUAUAUAUAUAUAUAUAUAUAUAUAUAAAACUGAAAAGGUGUUAUUAAGUUGAAAAGGAGCGCAAGGGUCACCUCUGAUGAAGGACAUUCCACUACUUUUCAAGCCAGCCUGCCCUAUGGUUGAAAAACUGAUCCUUUUGGAAAGGUAUUUCUAAGGUUUUGUAAAUCCUUUGCCUUGAAAUUUGAAUCAAUUGGUUUGGGUCCUACCACCUGGAGCAGGGGUCAGCAAACUUUUUCAGCAGGGGGCCGGUCCACUGUCCCUCAGACCUUGUGGGGGGCUGAACUAUAUAUAUAUUUUUGGCGGGGGACUGAACGAAUUCCUAUGCCCCACAAAUAACCCAGAGAUGCAUUUUAAAUAAAAGCAUUUUCCAGUUUGUUGAUACCCUUUUAAAACUUUGGUGCCCAGAACUGGUGUCCUAGGUGAGAAUGGAACAAAGCAGAAUAGAGUGAUACCGUUACUUCUCACGAUCUGGACCCUAUAAUUAUCUUAAAGGAACAUUUCCAUUUUUACUGUGAAACAAGUCAAGUCUCACUGAGUUAAAUGAUACUUACUUCCUAGUAGGUAUUUUAUGUAGACAGUUGUGUCAAAUCAACAGAUGCAUGUCAGCUUUCUGAUGGAAAGCUAGGCAAAUAAUUACACAAAUUCUAAUUAAUGUAUAUGCACAAAACUAUACAGUGUUUAAGAAAAUAUUAAUUUUGGUCAUGAUGAAGUCAUUGCAAACCAUUCAGUUAUUUUGUUACAUUAAUACAUAGGGCAUGUAAAGCUGACAUAUAUUUUAAUCUGUAAUUUUAGUUUAUUAUGUAUACUUAUAAUCUAUGCUUUUAACUGUUGAUUUUAUUCAUUCUGCUUUUUAAACUUGUUUUUAACAUUUUUUGGUAACUGUCUUAAUGUGUGUAUUUUAUAUAUGUGAAUUGCUGAGAGGUUUUCUUCAGAGCUAAGUUAUAUUCAAAUUUUAUUAAACAACUAAAUAAAAUUAAGUUAAUAAAAUACUGUAUAAUAUAAUAGAAAUUGCUUGCACAGGAACAAUAAAAUAUAUUGGCAGCCUUUUCUAGUGCUCAGAUUUGUAAACCUUUCCUAGUGUGAAUUUCACUAGGUCUUGCCUUCACAAUGAUCUGGUUCAGAUGUAAUGUUAGACUUGGCUUAGCAUUACAUCAGUGAGCCUUGGGCUUGUGUGCCCCCAUUCCCCUGCCUCUUCUCUGAUGAAGCCACUUGUAAAACAUGAAACCACAGUUUAGAUUACGUCUGAAAGAGGCCAGCAUGUUCUAUCAGAAUAAAUCACCUAUGUCCUCACUGAAUUUUUUCUGGAGGCAAAGGCACUACCUGAUGGUACUUUUUGCCACUCAGGUAGUUUAAAGACUAUGGUUUAAUAUGAAGCCAGCAAUAUAUUUGCCUGCAGAAUCACCUGUGGGUAGCAAAGUCAAUGUUUAGUGCAAAGUGAUGCACGUUGGGGCAAAAAUCCCUAACUUCCCAUAUAUGCUCAUGAGAACUGACCUGGCUUUGACUGACCAGGAAAGAGAUCUGGGGGUUGUGGUGGAUGGCACAAUGAAAAUGUUGACCCAGUGUGUUGUAGCUGUGAAAAAGGCAAGUUUCACAUUAGGGAUAAUUAGAAAAGGGAUUGCAAAAUGAAACUGCCAUUAUCAUGUCUAUGGCGCAGCUGCGCUUGGUGUACUGUGCUCUGUUCUGCUGGCUACACCUGAAAAAGGACAUCGUAGAGCUAGGAAAAGGUGGAGAAAAAGGCAACCAAAAUGAUCAAGCAGCUACAGCAGGCAUAGGCAAACUCCGGCCCUCCAAAUGUUUGGGACUACAAUUCUCAUCAUCCCUAGCUAACAGGACCAGUGGUCAGGGAUGAUGGGAAUUGUAGUCCCAAACAUCUGGAGGGCCGGAGUUUGCCUAUGCCUGAGCUAGAGCAACUACUCUGCGAGGGAAUAUCACGGUGUUUGGGGCUUUUGGAUAAAAUGGUGUGUAGCUGGUGAGGGCAUAAUACAGGUGUAUAAAGUUAUGAAUAGUGUUGAGAGAGUGGAUAGAAGCCAGUUUCUCCCCUCUUUCUUGAUAUCACCCAUUGAAGCUAAAUGUUAGGAGAUGCAGAACUGACAGAAGGAAGUGUUUAAACUCUGGAAUUCAGUGCCGCAAGAUGUAGAGGUGGCUAUAAAAGUAGAUUAGACAUGGAGGAUAAGGAUAUGAAUGGCUACUAGUCAAGAUGCCUGUGUACUGCCUCCAGCCUCAGAGUAUGCCUCUGAGUACCAGUCGUUGGGGCCACAUGUGGGAGAGAAUGCUACUGCGCUCAGGUCCUACUUGUGGGCUUCCCAUGAGCAUCGAAUUGGCUGCUUUGAGAACAGGAUUCUGGGCUGGAUGAGCCUUUCGCUUAUCCAGCAGAGGCUCUUAUGUUCUUAUGAACUCAUCAUUCUGUAAGCAGUAAACUGCAUAAUAACAUUUUUAAAGACAGAAAUGGUGUUCACAUCAGGAGCAGGGAUUGGAACUGACAAACAAAGUCCAAAAGCCACUUGAGCUCCCCCCCCCUCAAUAAAAGUAUUGGCAAUCACUUGCGUAUGUUAGUUAAGGUCACAGUUUUGCAGGCCAGGUUGUUGUUUCAUUUAGGGCUGAGUGGCUUUCUGGAAAAGGAUACUGCUUGGGGGCCUUCAUCAGGGUGCUGCAGUUGCAGCUUCCUGUCACAUCCGAUUAAUUCUGUGCCCUGUUAUCAUUCACUUAGCCUGUGAUGCUAAUGCAACAUGAUGGACUCAUAUUAUUGACUGGAUUAUUUUAUUUACAGUCCCAUAAUUUAGUUAAUUGAAAUGGAGCGUCUGAUUAUGAAACCAUGGAGUAUUUUCUUUCCUCCUCCUCUUCCUAAAGCAUUUACGCCCUCUGUCCUUGCAAAGCCCAGAAGACUUUACAAUGAUGUGUUUUGGCAACUGAGGCUACAGUCUUGUACCAACUUACCUGGAAGCAAGCCCCGCUGAAUGCAAUGGGACAUACUUCAGAGCUGACGUAUAUAGGAUUGCACUGUGAGCGAAUUUAAUUAAAAUAUUAAUGGUGCGCUCUAAAACUAGUUUAUACACCUGUGCCCUUUUUUCUGAGGGAGGAACUCAGCAGUGGCAGGAGCUCUUCCAUGGAAAGGGGUUGGGCAGGUGAAAUCUUCUGAGCAGAAGUGAAAUGUUAUCACAUUUGUGGGAAUUAGAGUCCGCUCUGUCAUUAGACAGAGUGAGGUAGUUGCCUCAGGUGACAGAUAGUUUGGGGAAGCAAGAAGUGGUGGCAAAUUGUGGAGGGCUGAUCUGUGUGUGCAACGCAUGCUGCUCAGCACCAACUGAGCUAUCCUGGGUGUGGUGUAGAAUGCUGUCUCAAUGCCAGUGUUGACAUAAGAAUCAACUGCUAAUGUGUUUGGCCUCAAGUGGCAAACUAUCUUGGGCAGCCCCUUAGACUAGAUCUAGCUCAUUUAGAAUGAGCUAGUGCUACGCUGGCAUUUUAUUUUUGUUUGGAAGUGCCCAUCAGGACCAGCUCAAAACAUAUUGCUGCCUGAGGCAAAAUACAAGAAGAAAGCUGACUGGGCUGGCAGUUACCUUUUUUUACUUCAGUACUGGCAAUAGGCCAGUGUCACACACCACACCAAAGAGAAGCAGACUAGUUUAAAAGGUGCAGGAUAGACUGUGUGCCAUAUACAACUCUGCUUUCAAACAGAGGAACUUGUGGCUGGGGGCUGCCGCUGAUAAGUCCUCAAGCAUCUGCUGCCUGGUGUGAUCACUUCACUCUGGCUAAUGGUAGGGUUGGCCCUGGUACCUUUUCCUGCGAAAAGAGGUUUCUGGUGCCCUUUCCAUCUCAGGUUUCUGCCACUGUGUCUUCAGAUACUCUGUACUAGGAAAACCCAAUUGCUGGGUGUAGUUGUACACAGAUGUUGCUAAAUUUGCAUAAUGCCAUAAAAAUCACACACAUAAUUUGUAAAAUUUAUUACAACAACCAAGCAGUCUGAAUGUUAUUCUGGCUCCCUAUAACCUGUAGCAGUACCUGCAAAGAUCCCAUCGGUCAGCUUGCCUUUGGCAGAUGCUGCCAAUGCAUAUUACGGUAGUUUCUCUGUGCAAAAACAAAGCUAUGUGUUUUCUUUGAUAACAAACAUAUUGAAAUUCUUAGGAUGCCAAAAUCCAUGUUGCCUGCCACAUUAUGUCUUCCUGUACGUCUUUGGUUGCGUAGUAAGACUUGGGCUGUGACAGUGCAGUACUCCAUCUAAGGGUAUCAUUUCAUAAUCACAAACUCAGCUACUGCAGAAACAGUGCACUGAAAUAUAAAACCUGAAGUUGAAGACAGUUUGUUAAAGGGUGUGUAAAAUGAUUUUAUGAGGUCCAGAACUUAUACAGUUUUCUCCCAGUUUGGCAUUUUCCCAAAUUGAGUACCUUUACUGAGUGACAGUUGACUUGUCCAACCUUUGCCUUUUGAAAUCAAUACAAGACAUAAUAACAGCCCUCCUAAUGAAUGCUGAUGCCUAUAGUACCUUACUUGACUUGUAAAGGAUUUUCAGUGAGUAAUUUUGGUAAAGCAUCAUCUUCUGAAUGAGCAAUUUGUUUACUUAACAGAGCACGCAGAUUCUUAUGUCUUAGCAACGCUUGGGGCGUAUCUCACAAAGAGCUCCUACACUCCUGAUUUGCUGUUUUAGUAUUGAUGUGGAAGUGCCAGGAGAGCAAAAAUCCCCCAUACACAGGACUGACACAUUGUGCUGACUUUGCUCCUCUGUCUGUACAGAGCACCUGCUGUGCAAGCCCUGCGCUGACAGACAGAUGCAUGCAUGACUGCAGUGCAGAUGAGUGGAAUAUUGGUAAAUGCUGAACACAGGCAUAGCAUUGGUGCUGAGGGGUUUGGGUCAAUUCCGAGGAGAAACACACAGAGAGAUGCCAUUAGAUGUGAAAUUUAUUAACUACUGUAUUACUUGGGAAUUGUCAGUUGUGUUAAUGGGAUUGCGUUUAAAUGAUUUACACUUAGAGCAAAGCAUUUGAGAUCCUGUUAGGAUCUCCAGGUAUACUAGGAUCGUGUCCUGAGGAUAUUGGUUAUAAAAGAAAAAAGAUUUCAGGAAAGGUUGUUUGUGGAACGUGACGCCAUCAUCACAUUGGUUGCUAAGUAAGUACCUGGUGAUUGGAACAAACCCAGGUAGCAGAAAAGCUUCUGGUGUUGUCAAACACUGAUCAACAGCUGGUCAACAGAUUAGCACAGUGAAUUCAUAGCCCUUCGGGACCGAAGGCCUUCCCAUACCAAAUGCUGGUUGACCUUGAAUCCUGUGAAGGGGUGGCCCACACGUUUGUCAUGAGCAUCACUGAUCAUUCCAUCCAGUGCCCAUGUUCAGCACCAAGACAGGAAAACAGCACCUAAACCAUCAAGUCAUCAAUUCCAUGGAGGGUGUGUUGCGAGACACUCUACUUUCUGUGGACCUUGGUAUAGUGUGGAGUAAAGUGAUCUCUUCCAUGUCCGUUCAUUCUUGUCUGGCAGGAUAGGCAAGGCUAUUUAGUGCACGAUUCAUUGUGAUGAAACCUUCUCUGCCUGUCGAAGGAACCAACUCUGCAUGACAACGGUGCAAAGCACUGCUGAAAUUGUCUCUCUCACUGUGUCUGUUUGCAGUUGGGAAGGUUAUAACAUUAUUAAAAUACAUUAGCUUUAGCAAAGCUCCUUGCUUGUCUCAGUAACAUUGCAUUAAUGUUUGUCUUGGCUUUGGUACGUAAGAGGGUUUUUCUUUUUUUUAAAAAAAUCCCCUCUUAUUGCCUUUAUAGACAUUUAAUUUUUAUCAAGAGCUGGAACCAAAAUCUCUAGAUUCCAAAUGACUCUGUAGGAGAGCCCUCAGGAUCCUGUAAUUCUUCAAAGAAUCCCACAGAGUUCAGUGGCCUUUCACGCUCACUUUGCAUGAAUCUGCACUAUUUUGGCUUGCAGCUUUGUUAGAGUUCUGGGUAACAGCUCGGUACUGGGUUGUGGUUUUUUUGAAGUUUCUUCAAGCAGCACUAAUGCAGAAAGCUGACAUUUUCUGUGUGGAAGAAGCUUAAGAUUUUGAGCAUUGCAGCCCUCAAGCGAAGGCUGCCUGAAGGCACUUUACUAUGGUGGUUCUCCACACUGGAAGCAUAAUAAUUAAAAGUCAUUUACUUCAAUGUAUUGGCCCAAAUAUGGGCAGUGCCUCCAUGAUAGCAGAUGUAGGGGAUGUGCAGUGGUGGUACAGAUAUAUUUAAAGACUAGCACAGUACACUGUAGCUCAGUAGCUUAAGCCUAGCAUGCUUACCAGGUUUUUGCCCUUGGGACUGUGAGUUUAACCCCUUUGAUCUCCCUUGCUUUCCUUAGGUGCCAUAAACCACUGUUAUUACACUACGAUUAAAAGCACGUUAUAUUCCUACAUGUAGAAAAUGAGUAUAUCAGGGUAAAGACUGACUUCGACAUCUGUAGCAGGGAUUUUUAAUAUGGGAUAGCAUUCAGUUGCAUUCAGUUUUAUCAUAAUAUGAUGUAUUUGUCUAGGGGACCUCUAAAACAUUGUUCUUUGGCCUGUGACUCCACGUUCCAGUCCCUGAGGCUCCGACCCCUUAGGCUCAGGGAUGAUUCUCAGAAGACCUGCACUAUACACUUAAAGCAGUGUCAUACCACUUUAAACAGUCAUGGCUUUCCCCCAAAGAAUCAUGGGAAGUGUAGUUUGUUAAGGGUGCUGAGAGUUGCUCGGAGACCCCGUUCCCUUCACAGAGGUACAAUUCCUAGAGUAGUUUAACGAUCAGUCCCUUUUCCCAGGGAACUCUGGAAAAACAGGGGCAAUUGGUGCUUCAAAGGGAAGCAUCACCUGGUGUCAGGUGACUGACAAUGGGUGGUUCUGCCUACCUGCCAGAAAAAAAGUUCCCUACCCCUGGGCUAAGUGGUCAUCCAAAAAGGUAAGGGGAAGUGGUCCCUUCUGGUCUUCAUGUAAUAUGAGCACAGUUUUUAAACAGUGGAAAGAAAGCACAGUGAAAUAUAGGGACAUUGCAUUGGAUGCCAGUACGUUUACAUAGUUUCAACCCUAUGGGCAGCAUUCAAACAGGGAUACUGGAAGGAUUAGGAACUAUUUCCUAACAACUGCCCAUGACUCUUCAGCUUAGCACAUGUCACACAUUUGAAAACCAUGAGUGUACAUGAAGGAGUGACCAAGUAAUAUUUUGAAUAUAGGCUGCUCAAAAAUCAAUGCUUGUUGGACUGUUCUGUCUGUGUGAGGAAUACGUAUUAUCUUUCUCCUAGAGUCCAGAGUUUAAAAUGACAGAGUAAUUUACCCUUCACAUUUAAAACAAAGCUUUUGUUUCUAAAAUGAAAGGGAGCUAUCAUGGGUGGGUUUUCAAAAUUACUGUUUCCAAAUAGUUCUCUUACGGACUUGACUCCCAUUUGCACCUGAUGCUCUAUCAGCACCAAAGACCAGUUUCUGCUUGGCUUGCUUAUAUGCACAGCCAUCUUUGAGAGCCAUUUUGAUACUUGAAACCCUACCAUCAUUAUUUAACAACUGACAAUAAAAUCUGCAUUUUUAUACAGGUACAUAGCUAAUCAGCUUUUUAUAAGGGAAAUAGCACCUAUGGUGUAUUGCCGGGAUGGGGCCCUUAGAUGUUGUUGGACUCCUUACAUUUGUCCCUAUUGAAUUUCAUUCUGUUAAUUUGGGCCCAGUUCUCCAAUCUGUUAAGGCCAUCUUGAAUCCCCAUUCUGUCUUCUGUGGCAUUAGCUACCCCUCCCAGUUUGGCGUCAUCUGCAAAUUUCAUGAGCACCCCCUCACUUCCUUCAUCCAAGUCGUCGUAUCUAAAGAUGUUGAACAGCAGCAGGCCCAGACAGAACCCUGCAGCACCCCACUGGUCACUUUUUCUAAGGAUGAUGAGGAACCAUUAUAGUGAGCACUCUGGGUUUGGUCAGUCAACCAGCUACAAAUCCACCUAACAGUUACCUUGCCCAGCCCACAUUUUACCAACUUCUCCGCAAGAAUAUCUUGGGGGACUUUGUCAAGAUACACUGCAUUUGUUCUGUGAAGAAGUUGUUUGGCUGUUGCUUGUGUUCAGUGUAGCUGAUCAGCGAAGGAAAAAUGCCAGUGUGAACACAUUCAGGGAGCUGAAUAAAGAGGACAGGCCACAAGCACUGAAGAAAACUUUUGUAUGCACUGUUCUGGCAAAUAACUCCUGGCAGGAGAGGAAUGAAGGGUUUUUUAAAGUGUCCUUGUAUAAGUGCCUGACCAUGCAAAAGCAGGCCAUUCACUGCUCUGGGUAUGUUGAGUAGGGGAGGAUAGGAGGAUAAGAUCAAAAUACGGGAAACUUGUUGCCUAACUGGAAGGUUGCUGGAAUUGCUUAAUUUUGGCUGUGGUGUCUGGAACGGAAAGCUGACUGCUUGUAUUCAUAGGCAAUGCUAUCCUAAAGCUUUGGAGCAACAGGUGAAGGAAAAUAACGAUUAAAGUACAAUUAAAGGCAAUUAAAAUAAAUAAAAUAAAUAAAAUAUAAGAAGAUCUCACUAGGCCUCACAGUAGGACACAAUAUUGGUGCUGGAAUGGUAGAGAGGAGGGAGAAGCUUAGCAAGAGUGAAGGAUGAAGCCAGAUAUGCUAGUGCUAUAAAUCAGAGGUGGCCAGUUUUUGUAUUCUUGGGGACCACAAUGAUCUGAGAGCCAGAAAUGUACUUUGUUACACUUACGCAAUUUAACUUUCAGUGAUGUGGGGUAAUUUCCUGGAAACCAUUUUUCCAUUUCAUAAGCUCAUUAGUAACAAUGAAUUGAUGCUAAACUAGAAGAAUGGUUGUCAGUUGGGUUUGCGAAAAUAAACUUUAGUGUGUCAAUGGUUUUCAAUGUCUUCCCCACUACCUUAAAUUUAAACAUUGUAAGGGAAGGGCAUGCGAUCGUCUUUAUUUUUACAAGCAUUCCAAUGAACAAUACUACACAAUAUAAUAUUUAAACCACAUUAAGUGUGCUUUAAUUCCUCCCCCUUUCAAAUAUUUUAGGUCAAAUACUUGUGUAUUGGGGAAAAAAUGAACAUGUGGCACUUUUUUUUAAAGAAAAAAACCUUGUUUAUUAAAUAUAAGUAAAAUAGACAUGCUAAAUUAGCUCACACUAUGGCAUCAGAAAAAAAUCACAAUGCAAAUUACCCUGUGCAAAUUCAAAACUUUCCAGAAAUCUCAUAUCACUGCCCUCAACAUACAAAGUCAAGCAGCACCACUUGGAACAGGCCCACCCAACUUAUCAUACAAAAUGGGCUGCAUGGAACCCAUGGAGUACACAGUGCCCUGUUGCAUGUGUGGAGGGAGGGGGGGGGAGAGAGCAAGCUCAAAAUUUGACAACUGCUCCCCACCCUUGCCUUGCCUUCCCAAAGCUGGCUAAGCAAUGCACUAGGCGUUGGGAUGGAGGCGUGAAGCUCUUGGGGGAAUGUGCCUUAAAAGUGACGUGUUAGUCAUGAGAAAUGUACCAGGUGGUUCUUUUAUUACAGAAAAACUAAUUGAGGAAAAAAUUAGCAUCCCAUAGCUGAUAAAUGUGGUGCUAAAUAUUAGUAGUGGAAAGACAACAAGCUGAAGAAGGAAAAAAACUGAUGAAGUUGACUCUUUAUGGUUGCAACUAUAUGGAUUUUUGGGUGGCAUUAAUUCUCAAUGUGUUUGUAAGUCAGAUAUUAUCAUUGCAUAUAAUAAUAACAUAUAUCAUGGUUAAUUAGAAUGAUCAGCCUCUGGAAAAAAAAUCUAUAUCUCAUGUCAUGAAUUAUGCAAAAGCAUGCUUUAAAAAAUAACGGUAAUGAAGUACUUGUAUAUUGAUGCUUAUCCCAUACAAUAUUUAUUAACAAGUGUUUAGCUGCACUGACGUCAAAGGGGAAACUUUGGAGAUAGGAAUACAGAAUAUAGGAUAAGAGUUAAGACACGGACCUGCAAAACAGAUUAGAGAAGAUCACUGUGACCUUUGGAAAGCAAAAACAAUUCAUUUUGGAUAGCAGAAACUACUUCAUAUUAACUCGGAUGAUUGCAAAUGGCAACCUGUUUUUAAAAAAUGCAAUUACAGCCUCACCACAAAAGAACAUUAUAGUGCCUUUUAAACCAGUUGUUCCCAAAUACUUAUUAGGAAUCAUCAGUAAAUGACAUAAUUUUGCUUUCAGUGCACAUAAUGGAAGUCCCCCUGGAAGUGAUGGGACUUGACAAUGUUCCACUGUUCCCAGAGAGAACUGUAUGGCACAAAAUGGGCGUCCUCGGUGUUUACAUUGAAAGCAAGGUGUCAAGGAGUCCUGUGCACUAGCUGCAUAGACUUUGGUUGGCUGGGUUGUAUCCAGUUCUUUUUGUGUGUGAUGAUAUUCACCCCCAGUAUUGGUUGUAUACAGCAAAGUCAUCCAGAAAUUACUUCCAAAAUACAGUGGUACCUUGGGUUACAUACGCUUCAGGUUGCAUACGCUUCAGGUUACAGACUCCACUAACCCAGAAAUAGUACCUGGGGUUAAGAACUUUGCUUCAGGAUGAGAACAGAAGUCGUGCUCCGGCGCCACGGCAGCAGCAGGAGGUCCCAUUAGCUAAAGUGGUGCUUCAGGUUAAGAACAGUUUCAGGUUAAGAACGGACCUCUGGAACGAAUUAAGUACUUAACCCGAGGUAGGGACGCAGGUGGCGCUGUGGGUAAAAGCCUCAGCGCCUAGGACUUGCCGAUCGAAAGGUCGGCGGUUCGAAUCCCCGCGGCGGGGUGCGCUCCCGUCGCUCGGUCCCAGCGCCUGCCAACCUAGCAGUUCGAAAGCACCCCCGGGUGCAAGUAGAUAAAUAGGGAUCGCUUACUGGCGGGACGGUAAACAGCGUUUCCGUGUGCUGCUCUGGUGCCGGUUCGCCAGAGCAGCUUCGUCACGCUGGCCACGUGACCCGGAAGUGUCUGCGGACAGCGCUGGCUCCCGGCCUCUAGAGUGAGAUGAGCGCACAACCCUAGAGUCUGUCAAGACUGGCCCGUACGGGCAGGGGUACCUUUACCUUACCACUGUAGUAGGGUACGUAGAAUCUUCACAUGACAGGGAGAAAUGCAUCCCUUCAUCACCUGUACCUCAGUUCGGUUAUUUUGCAAAACAGAACAAACUGCUCCUCACCCACGAAGCAUCCACGUGGUUGCCACCAGGCUGGCCUUCUGUUAGCCCUCAUAUGCUCUCAUUAAGCAUCUGCUACUUCCACAGCUGUCCCUUAGCAACACUGUUUCCCCGCUAAGAACUGGCUGAUUUGCUAGGCAUGGGGUGCCACCCACUGUGAACGAGGAUCUAUAGCCCGUGGCCUGCAAGGUGCUACCCCUUGCUGAGUAGGAGAAAGUUCUGAAUCCAGCUGAGCUGUUUCAGGGUGUUGCCUGGUGCAGAAGCUGGAGGUUAGGCGAUUCACACCAACAAGCAGAGUUUUGAAAAGGCACCCAUCUCUUCCACUGUCCAUAGAAGGUUGUGCUACAGGAAACCGUUCUUAACCUGAGGUACCACUUUAGUUAAUGGGGCCUCCCACUGCCACCGUGCCGCCGGUGCGCGAUUUCUGUUCUCAUCCUGAGGUAAAGUUCUUAACCUGAGGUACUACUUCCAGGUUAGCGGAGUCUGUAACCCGAAGUGUUUGUAAUCCGAGGUGUUUGUAACCCAAGAUACCACUGUAUUCUACUUGUUGGACUCCAGCUCCCAUCAUCCUUGGAAGUUGUAAUCGAAUGACUUUUGGAAGCUACCACAUUAAGGAUGGAAUCUUUGCCUUUUUUGAAAUUCAGGUGCUUGAAGGUAAAGUAACCAUUUUCUUUGCAUUCCCUUCCCAGUUCCCACUUGGCUUGCUUGGGGUGGCUCAACAGGCUGUUGUCAUUUGUUGCUCAUUUUAACAACUUGCACAGUCUGCUGCCUUGUCCUGAAGUAGCGUCUAGGCAGGUAUAGGUUUCAUCCCAGGUGAUGUGGGCAUGUUAUCAUCUCAAAAUGCAGCUAGGGUGUUCUUUUUCUCCAUUUGUCUCAAAGCUGGUUUGAGGGAAAACAUAUCAGAAUGCAAUAUUUCAUACGAAAUGGCAGGAUAGCUACAGGAUAACGUUGCAUGUACACCACUUCCCAAACCAGUGGUGGGAGUGCACUGGAUACAGAAUAAAUGGGAGUGUGUACACUGCUGUUCUUUCUGGUUCCUCAGCCACAGAUCAAUGCCAGCUUCAGAGAAAGCAGUAAUUCUCCAACACUGCAAGAAGCUUCAACAAAAGUCUGAGGCACUGACCAGUAGGACAGUUGUUAAACAAGAGGGCUUUGUUCUUUAGAACAGUUGCUUAUUAACACACUUUCAAGGCCUCAAGCUCCUCUGGGAAGCUGCUCUAGAAACCCAAGUAAGUCUAAAGCACUAGGUUCUUCUGUGAUCAUUUAACGCACAUGAAAAACAUACAACCAUGCUUACUUGUGAAAUAUAUUUUCAAUGCAGGUUCUAUAAUUAUAUAUUUAAGGAAUAUUCGGAUUGUUCGUUCUUUCCAGGCUCCAGCCAGCUGAUUAACAGGAGGUUGUAACCUCCUCUUUGACACUGUAAACUCCUUGGUGGCAGGGGCCUGUCCUCCAUGCACAUCCGUGGCACUAAAUAAAUAAAUAGAGUUGAGGUCUAUUGACUGCUGAGGUCAGCCAAUACAGAAAUUCUGACAUAACGUAGGGCACAUCUAGACAGACUGCUGUUAUAUUUCAUGUGUAUUCUGCAACAUGUUCUUAACACAAUAAUAGUGCAUUGGUGGUCCCUUUUUUCUGCUUUACAGUGGUACCUCGGGUUAAGUACUUUAUUCAUUCCAGAGGUCCGUACUUAACCUGAAACUGUACUUAACCUGAAGCACCACUUUAGCUAAUGGGGCCUCCUGCUGCUGCUGUGCCGCUGGAGCACGAUUUCUAUUCUUAUCCUGAAGCAAAGUUCUUAACCUGAAGCAGUAUUUCUGGGUUAGCGGAGUCUGUAAUCUGAAGCGUAUGUAACCUGAAGCGUAUGUAACCCAAGGUACCACUGUAGUUUGUUCUGCAGUACUUCCCCAAUGCUACCACAUUAUUGCUGUCCCAGAGGGGACUACAGUACAACAAAUGCAAGCCCAAAAUAAACAAGAAUAUUUGUGGAAUACAAAGUUAAAGGCUUUCAGCAGGAAGUUACAACGGGAUAGGCACUGACUGGGAGUGAAGCAAUCUGACUGCCCUCAAAAGUCUGCUGGCACAAACAGUACAGAAAGCAGGGCUUCUCUGACUGGCUGUGACUUUCUAGUGGGUCUUUCAGACUGCGCUCUCUUCCAAGCCCUUCCUGGAAAUGCUGGGGAUUGGGACCUUCUGCAUGCAGAGCAAAUACUCUGCCACUGAACCAUGGCCUUUCACACUUUAGGAGCAGAAGAGUUUCUCUCUCAAGACUUUGACCAGUCGUAAAUAAAUUUAUCUCUGUGCUGUUUUCGUCUCCCUGUUUUCCUGUUGCUGGAUCUGCCAUUGCCUUGUGUCAUUUUUAGACUGAAGUUUGGGUUUUCUUCGACGUUGAUUCGAAAGCCAAAGUUUAAGACCUGGUAGAGGGAAGGGUAAAAUUCCACCCCCCCCCAAUAAUGAGUAUAUAAAUAAGAGUGAUUUCGCUAUACAUCAAGUGUUGACGGUGUGGUAAAAUAUGUAAUAAAGGUGGUCAUCUGUUACCACACAGGGUGAAGAAUAUAUUGGAGGAUGUGGUAUGAGGUAGAUCCAAUGAGGAGGACGCACAGCUGCAUGGGUGGCUGUAUAGCACAGACAUAGGCAAACUCGCCCCUCCCGAUGUUUUGGGGCUACAACUCCCAUCAUCCCUAGCUAACAGGACCAGUGGUCAGGGAUGAUGGGAGUUGUAGUCCCAAAACAUCUGGAGGGUCGAGUUUGCCUAUGCCUGGUAUAGCAGAAAGGAGCCUAAUAUUAGGCAAAGGUUUGCCCGUCUUUUGCCGAGAACUGUGAAACAACACUGCAGCCUUUCUGAAAUACCAGUGUGGGGAACUCAGCAUGUAAAUGACCUGAGCUCCUGGAAGAUUCUUUCCAUGGAAUACAAAAGCAUCAAGGUUGUGGCGGAUGGCAGCAGCCACUCUAGUCCAUGUGCCUAGCAGGCAGGAGUUAACAACUUUGCUGUUACAUAGAGGCUUCCUCGCUCCUCCUCCUUUUGUUGUUGUUGCUACUGCUGCUGCUGCCCUUUUCAGCUACAGCACAACAAUUAACAUAACGAGGUGAACUGAUCUCUGCUGAACCUCUCCUGGAAUCCAUAGAGUUAUUCUCAGAUUGAAUUUGGCCUGUGGAUUUUAAUUAUCAUCCAAUAGAAUAAUGGCAAGGGGCAAGAGGACUGUGAUGAUUGCAUAUUCUUUUUAAUUUGCAGCAACGCUCUGGGUGCAGAUUAGCUGUCCCUGCUCCAUGUUUACUAUUGAUCUGCUUUUGCUCUGCCUCUCAGGGGGAGCAGCAUACAGUGUGAUAAAUGGAUGGCAGCUUUCACUGCAGCUUUGCUUCAGUCUCUUUGUGGGACGAGACAAAAAUCCAGAUUCUUCCACUUGGACUGGUGUAAUUCUCCUAGCACUGCAGUCAAUAAAUCUAAAAAGUAUUAUUUGAGUGUAUUCAUAUAUUGUGGAAUUUUACCAUGUUGUGUUCAAACAUGCCCCUGUGAAAUAAUUUUUAACAACAACAGCACAAUUGUUGCACAGUAACUAUGCACGUGGCUGGACAUGUUUCUCAAAUCUGCAAGAUGCAAUCCUGUUCAUGUUUCCUCAGAAGUAAGUCCCACCAUGUUCAGUGGAGUGUAUUCCCAGCCCAAGACAUGCAGAGGAUUACACUUGUAAGACUGUUUGAUUUUGGGAGACCCUCAUCCAUGAUAACCAUUUUCUUUAGCAUCACAUAUAUGCAUUUGAGAGAGUGGGCAAGGCAGUUCAGCAAAUAUUUCUUUUUAGAAAUCUGCUGAUUAAUGUUCUUUAAAAGUGAUUUUUAUAUUGAUAUGAUAUAUUGGUGUUACUAAGACGCGUUACGGGUUGCAUCAUGCUAGCUCCUUGUUUUGUUCACACUGAUAGUUUAAUAUAAAUAAAACCUAUCUAAAGCUCUGCGUGUACACUGAGUACGUGCAAUAAAUACAUAAAUGGAGGAAGUUGUUUCAUACCUCCUGGCCACAUCCCUAUCCACCCCCACCAUGUACAUUCAGAACCACAUUGGCACAGAGCCUACACAUGUACAAAUUGUACGUUUGUGGGCUUUGUCCACACAACUGUCCUCAAACUGGAUUGGGAACUUUCCUUCUCUAGUAUUCAUUUCAUAACUGUUGAUCACCUCCUUCUAUUAUGUUUAUGCUUCAUCUGCCAGAACCAGUAUAUACAUGGCCCAUUGUUCCUCUAGAUAUCAUUAAAUUUUGUAAUUGCACCAUGCCACAUCAAAUGUAGAGGGAACACCAGUUGCCUCGUGUAAGUGGACAAUGAUGUAACUGUCACACAGAAGGCCACUUGUAUCUUUAUUACUAUUAUCAUUAUCACAAAAUCUGCAGCUUUUGCUUUUCCCCCCUACCCAUGGCCAUGGGUGCCUUAAUUUCUACUAUGCACAGAGCAAUCACUGCAAAUGUACAAUGUUUGUUCUCUCUCUCUUUAUAAUAUGCAUAUGUGCUGCCCAUGUUAUCAGUCUGAUAAGGGAGAUAGAGUGUAAAUAUAUUAUUGACUUCUGGUGUUUUGGUUGUUGAUUCCAUCGUACAACUGACUUUAUAAUUCAAGGCUUUCUAUCCAAUUAAAACAGCCUCAGAAAUUACAACAUUUAAACACCACUGAGACCAUUUUAUCGCCUGUGAUAAAUGGGUUUAGUUGUAGCUUUCCCAAAGCUGUUCUGCUUAACCUAAGCCGUGGAAGCAUGCACAUAGUUGCACCUGAAGCUUGGCUUUUACUCCCCUGUUGCUAAUUAUCUCCAUUUGCUUCUGUCCUUGCAGUCACUUCUUUCUCAGAAGGAAUUAUUUCCCUCUCCCUAUUUGCUUGGUUAUUCUCCAUUAUCAUGUUCUCAAAGGUAUGAGUUCAAAAUCCCAUGAACCUUGCUUCCUGUGCUGCAUUUUGGGGUUUGUAUAUCCUGGACUGGAAAAAGCGAAGGGAUGAUUGGCAUCUGUAGUAGAAAUUAGAAAUUAUACAAACACCAAGCUUUGUAAACUUUUGUGCUCCAGGUCUGCACAUGUAGGCUGAAACAAUGAUUUCCCCCUGUCAUUUGAGAGAUGAAAAUUGUCCCUUUGUUUUCCUUUAAUAAGCGCUGCUCAGAACAUGCUUGUUGUCAUGAGGCAAAAUGCCCCUGUAAAUUUUCAGAGGUUGUUUGUUUUUCAUUUGAUAUACAUCUCUGCAUGGUGAAACAGAUCCAGACAAAGAAAAGUCACUAUUAAGGCCUUUCCACACAGUUUGUUGAGCAACAAAUGUACACAAUUCUUUUAUUGCUCAGGCUACUCAUUUCCGAUUAAGCUGUUGUGGAGAUAUUCCCAGCAUUCUGCUGAUUUCAGAGCACCCUUAAUGCAUCUGGCAGUUGGACUCUUGGGAUGGGAUGUCUUGGUGAGAAAUUGGUGCAAUUUGAAAAUCUGCUUCAAAACAAAACAAAACAAAACAAAACAAAACAAAACUCUGCGACCUUGUGUGUGGUAGCUGUGAAAGAGGUGAAUUCCAUUCUAGAAGUCAUUAGAAAAGGGGUUGAAGAUAAAAGUGCCAGUAUCAUAAUACAUAUUUAGGGUGCAGCUGCACUUGGAAUACGGUGUACAGUUCUGGUUGCCUCACCUCAAAAAGGAUAUUGCAGAGUUGGGAAAUGUGCAGAAAGGAGCAACUGAAAUGACCGAGGGUUUGGAGCUGUUCUGCUGUGAGGAAACGUUGCAACAUUUAUAAUUUUCAUUUUAGAAAAAGGGGAGUGUAAAGGGUGGGGGAACAUGAUAGAGGCGUUUACAGUUGUGCAGGGUGUGGAGAAAGUGGACAGUGAAACGUUUUCCCUCGUGUGUCAUAGAAUUUAGGGUCGUGCAAGUAGAUAAAUAGGUACCGCUCCGGCGGGAAGGUAAACGGUGUUUCCGUGCGCUGCUCUGGUUCGCCAGAAGCGGCUCAGUCAUGCUGGCCACAUGAUCCGGAAGCUGUACGCCGGCUCCCUCGGCCAGUAAAAUGAGAUGAGUGCCGCAACUCCAGAGUCGUCCGCGACUGGACCUAAUGGUCAGGGGUCCCUUUACCUUUUUUAAUGAAACUGAGUGUUGGGAGAUUAAGGAUGGCUAUGUUCUACCUCCACUGUUGGAGGCAAUAAGCCUCUGAAUACUGAGAACUGCAAGUGAGGAGAGUGUUGUUGUACUUAUAUCCUGCUUGUUUCAAGUUUCCCAUAGGCAUCUCCUUGUUCACUGUGAGAAGUGGAUGCUGACUAGUUGGGCAUUUGACCUGCAGCCAUUCUUAGCUUGAAGGUGCUUAAUCAUUUCCUGGCCAGCCACCUUUUCCUGCUGAAGCUUCUCCACCAAGUUGCUUUUACUCUUGCCAGACCUGGGUCUUGUCCCUGCAGUGGUGCAAAAGUGGCUAGGGGGAGGGGAGAAGAACCCCCCCCCAAAAAAAAUGGCUAACAGAGGAAGGGUUAAGCACCUACUUAUUUCAUACCUUCUCUGCCUCAAAUUAUUCCAUUUUGAGGGCACUUGGCAAUAGGUUGCACCUGCCCUUCCUAAAAAUUAAAUCAAUUAUUUUAACCAAUUGCUUCUUUUACAAAUUUCCUUUUCCCUAAAAAUGCUUUAAAUUUAGGAUGCUAUGCACUUGCCUUCUCAAGCGCUGGAGUGCACUUUGCUGACACUUUAUUAAAUGUGGCAAACAGGAGUAAGGUAUCUUCCCAUCACAAAGUAUUCUCUUCAUAUUAUGUACAUAAUGGGAUACAGGCUGUAAGAGACUUGUGGAGGGAGGCUACCAUGUGGAACUGUUGUAAUAUAACUGGGGCAUAUAUUUAUUGCUUAUGAGAGAGAAAGAGAGAGAGAGAGAGAAAUGCUUCAGUGAAUAAGUUUACAGUGCUUCCAUCCCCCCUUCAAUGCACCACAUGGUGGGAUACAUUUAUAAGGGCAUGAAACCAUUGGGGAAACUACAGAGAUUUUCAUCUUGUUUUGACAUUUCUCUAUAAGACUCAAUCACUUAUAUUACAAGUGAAGUAAAAUUUUGUACAGUCUUUAGAUUUGUUAAAAUUGUAGACCUUUCAGUUGCAAAACUUGUCUAAUUUUGUUGCUGACAUUUUAGUUCGGGGAAUACUUUAAAAAAAAAAAAAUCCUAGCCACUAGCUCUCCAUUUCAAGGAGGGUGGGUACCCGAUCUUUCAAUAUGUGUAGAUUCUAGGCACAUUUGCAAAGGGUUUAUAGAAACCAGCUGUGAUAGCCAUAAGACAACUUUCCAUUCCAUGUACCAUGACAAACUCCCCUCCUUGCUCAUAUUAGCUCGUACUAAUUUAUUUCUCUUGCACUGUAAUGUGUUAGCUGAAUAACCCUCUGAGAGAAUUGCUUUCCAGAACACUCCCCCCAAACAACUCAUUUUUUUAUACACAAGCUGAACUUCCUUUUAACAGUGUCAUCAUUAGUCCUCAGUACAGUACUUGAAGAAAAGUCUUAAGUUACUUUGUGUUGUUGCUUUUCCUUUCAUGAUCAAAAAUGUCUGCCUUUUCCAAACUAUAAGCCCCUCUGAUCAUUUCAUUAUGCCCAGUUGCUCAUGAUUUGAGGGAUGGCGCCUUAUUGCUCAGAGGACACGCUGUAAAUUAUUGAUGACUUCCUCUUAGGGGGAAGAAACACCAAUUAAAUUGUAUAAACAGUAGCAUUACAUCAUGGUUGUAUAUGACUGAUGGGAAGUUCAUUGUCUGGUAAACAGGCACAAACACUAUGUAAGAAAGAUACACUAAGGGGCUUACAUCACUAUGGAUCACUGAGGAGGAAUGUUUUCACUUAUUGUGAAAAUAGAAAGAGAAGAAGUAGGCAUCACUUAUUGAAUUCCUAAUCUUCUCAUAGUACUCAUUAUGAGUAAAGAAGAUAUGUUUCAUUUCUGUACUUUGUAAAAGUAUUGAGUCACCAAGUUGCUGACAUCAUACUUUCCUCCCAUCGCCUAACAGAUGUUGCUGAAGUCCAGGUGUCAUUGUCUCUAACCGUUGGCUGCGGUGGCUGGGGCUGAUAGAAGCUGACUGCAGGUUCCCCAUCCCUGAUCUAAAUGCUACACUAACCUUUUAAUUCAGUUCAAAGUAGGUAUCAGGAACCUGGUGCUGUCCAGAUGUUCCUGGACUACAGCUCCCAUCACUCCUGACUAUUGGGAUACUGGCUGGGGCUGAUGGAAAUUGGAGUCCAACAUUCAGAUGACCACAGAUUCCCACCCCUGAGCUAAAGACUUGUCCUUUAAUUCCAUUUUUAAAGUUAUAACCUUGAUCCAUAGCUUUUUCCAGCUUGGAAUAGAUUACAAUGUUUAGAAAAUGCACAUGAUACACCUUGGUGAGUGUGUCACAAAUCUGAAUGGUCUCACACAUUUUUAAAAUGUGCUGCUUAUAGACAGUGGACAUGUUGGAGGAACAUUAUCCCCAACGUGUUGACUUCCAUGUGCAGCGAUUUUUUUGUGUUUGUGUUUUUAAAAUGAGAGCAUUCAAAUGUUCAUUUCCACCAGAAAUUGCCUGGAGGUGUGUAAUUUUGAAGCAGUUUAACAAAGCAGCAACGAUGGUGUAUUGGUAGAGGGAAUUUGUUGAUCUUGGCUCACCGUUUGUGGUUUGUUUGGGGGGAACAAACCAUAAGCGCUAGUUGUUCUGUAAUACUAAGCCACUGCUCUGGCUUGUAUUCUUCUGGCACAGUAUACGGAGGAGAGGGCAGGUGAGCAAUGGUUUGUUUCAGACUAUGGCUUACCUUUAAUUGUCAACUUGGCCACUGCCAGGUGUGGGAGCUCAUCAUUCUUUGUUAGGAAUCCCUAGCCACUUUCCGUAUUAUCAGACUACAAUUUCCAAGGUUACCUGGGAGAGGGAAUGACCGUUAAAGCCAAAAUGAAUUUUAUAGCAUAGAUGUAUCUAAACCAAAUAUUCUGUUGUUAUAUAAUAACAUAUCCACUGAAAACCUGGUCUUUUAUCAUGCCUGUUGAUACGUUAGAGCAACAUCCAAUAUCUUUGUAGACUUCUUUCUUUUAUGUAAGUUGGUUUUGGACAUGAGGCAGCCUGGCAUAGUUUCUUGAAGUGGUGACUUGCUGAGCUCUUAUUACCACAGCAGCUGAUGAUGAUAAGCAGUGAAUUAUUUAGGAACCGGUUGAACUCCUCAUUAAAUUUAAUAAGCCCAGAGUUUUCCACAGUGCCCUUUCAGGCAGGCUAGGACCACUAGCCGAGGCACCAAGAGGUUCAUUUGCCAAAUGCUGUUGUGGGCUUUUCGUGGAAAGGGGUAAGGGAUUGUAACUUAGCCAUAGAUAAACAAGAUGCAGACCACACCACCACCACUACUACAGAGCUCUAAUGAACACUGGUGGUGAUCACAAUGUGUCUAACUUAGCUUGAUCUAAAAGUUAGCACAGGGAGUUCUUUUUAAAAUUAAUAGCAUCAUUCUGGGCUAAAACUGCAGCUAGCAUAAUUGGAUACAACUUCCCUGAAAAAAAAAUGCCAUUUUUUUUCCCUGAAAAAAAAAAUGCCAUUUUUUUUAUUAAUGGCAUUUGUAUGUUCUCUGGGUGGCUCACAAUAUAUAUUGCAUUUGCUUUUUACAUAUUAAAUAAAACAUACAACCGUUAAAACAAGGUGUGUGUGGGAGACACACACUACAUAAGUACAACAAAACAGAACUCGUCACACCACCCAAAGUAAAAACAGACUUUGAAAAAUGGAAGCCCAGAUUAUCUAAGUUGGUUAAAAGGUCUGCCCAAACAGAAGGUUCUCCAGACCACAACAGCCUUCUCAGGUGAACCUCCCAGGGAAGGCUCUUCCAUAAUAAAGGUGCCAUUCACUGUUAUGCUAUUUAUUUAGAUGCUUUGCUUAUGCUGGUCUGUGACUGUAAUAAGGUAAAUUCAUUCAAAUUCAGGUGCCAUUACUGCAAAGGCCAACUCCCUAUGAGUUACUGACCUCACUGUUUGGCAGGGGUACCCAGAAUAGGUCUAUGGAAGAGGACUUUAAAGUUCAAGUAGAUGCACGAAGAGGAAGGCAAACUUUCAGUUAGCCUGAUCCCAAGCUGUUUGUGCAGCUGGCAGUCCUACUUAGUUCAGGCACUUCCUCUGGAGCAGGAAGAGCUGCUGUUCCUCACAGGACAAGUAAUGUGCAAUUGCAUAUUAUCAGCAAACUGAAUCUCUUCUCUUAGCAUGACAUUCCUCAGGGGCCCCCAUAUUUAUUGUUCACAAAGUGAGCUGCAGAUUGCAUCUCUGAGGGAUGCUACAUUUUAAGCAUCUCUGGGAUGAUUAGCUAUCCAUCACCACUGAUUGACUCUCAUCUUGUGCCUAUGACACUGGCAGUUGUGGUCAUACCCUGCAAUGUCUCUCAUCUGCUGAAACAGCAACCCAUGCUCAAUAGUAUUGAAUGUGCUGUGAGGUCUGCUGUAACCACAGUUGCCAUCGGUCCUUAGUCUGAAAUCAUUAGCAAAUAAAUCAUUUGCUAUCCCAACAAGUGCCACAUCUAUCCCACAGGAGGAUUGGAGCCCAGGAAAAUGUUUUUGGAAUCUGUUUCAUUUUUAUUUAAUUUACAUCCCACCCCUUUCAUCAGUUACUGAUCCCAGUCUGGGUGCUGGUGCAAGAGUAUUGCUGCAGCUUUCUCAGCAAGUUCCCCUAAAAAUGUGAGGUUAGGCCAGAAUAGAGACUGGAUGAUAUUUUGUACGUACUGCAAUGUUGUGUUUGUUAGGAUAUUUCCAUUCCACCUUAAAGGGAGCAGGCUUUGUGAGUCACAGAGUCUGCGUAUUUCCUGUUUUCACAGGAUGUUUCUGUUGUGUCUUUUGUUUUCUCUCUCUGUGUCAGAGACACUGAAGCAGGCAGUCAUGUUUUUCUUUGUUCUGAUCAACGCUGAAUAAAACUUGUAAAUAAUGCUCUCCUGAGUGCGACUUUUGCUGUGCAUUAUCUGCUGACAGAGCGUGCAUUGAGUUCUGGAAUGUGGCAGGCUAUUUCUGGAGCUCAUGUCGCUAAUUGCUGAUACUGCGUGCCUACGGGAGAUCGACGGACGUCCGGACACGGCUUGGGGGCCAUGAUGGACUUUGUCUCCCUGGCAGUAUCCCAACAGUGUUAAGGUGUCUUUCAGAGGAGGCAACUUCCUGCAGAACUACUAAAGCACUCCUGGGGUCCUGAGCAACUUUGGGUGACACAGCAGAAGAACAUGGGAGAAAAAGGAUAAUGGGCACACACAAAAAUGGGGGGCAGGAAUGCAAGAAUCAAGAGGAGAAGAAGCUCCUGUGCCCCUCUGCAUGUACAUUUAGCAUGGUGCAUGCCUGCCUCACUUUGGGAAACACUGUUCUGCAAAAAGCUUUGAAUGGAUGCAAUUGGGCAGUGACCCCCUGCCCCAAACUCUUGAGAAUAAAGUUCACAUUGCAACUAAGCUGAGACGAACCUUCAGAAAAAUAAUGUUAAGCACUUAAUAUAUUACGUUUUGCAAAUGCCUUGCAGAAUUGCUGCCAAGGAUACCUAUGCAUGUAGGCUCUUACACUGUACAAACAUUGCACCCAGCUUGUGGAUGUCAGGCAGGACUGCCAUGCCCAGUGGGCAGCGAGGGCACAAUUCUGAUCCUACACACAAUGCAUGGGGUCUGUGUACUUGGAGCCUUGUCUGAACUUCCCUUUUCUUUUCACUGUGUGAAGAUAAACUCUUUCAAAGCUGCAUGGUAGCUCGAAUGACCACCUGAAAGCUGAUACCUAAGAGAUGAAACUCUCACAUUGAUUUUCCCCUUGGGCAGUCUUUGUUCAAAUUCACCACUGGAUAACACUAUUUGACAAAAGAGCAAUGUCUGUAGCAAGGUUUCACAAUACACUGAGAACAAUGCUUGGAUUCAUUGCAAGGGGACAAACAAGGCAAACAAUGACUAUAUUUGGUACCGCUAUGGAUAGCGGUUCAAAAUAAAAUAUUACAUAGUAAGCCAUUUUUAAGUCAGAAUAGCUGAUGAUAAGCAGUAGACCAAGGCUGCAAACCUGUGCACAGGGCUCAUGCACACUUGCUUGAUCAGUAUAUUGAUCAUAUUAUGUACUGAUUAAUUCCCCAGAGCCCAACAGCUUUUCUCAUUGUUCUGCGUCUGUACCUUGAGAAAAUCUGAUUUUACCUGCUGAACUGGAUCUUACCAGAUGUGUGGGAAAUCCGAAGAGAGACUUUGCUUAACUGAGCUUCAAUUUAGUGGGUAAGAUCAGAUUUUUGCAUGGCACAGCCAUGGAUGGAAGAAGAAAAGCUCUCAGACCCAUGGAAAUUAAUUGGUACACAGUAAGAUCAAAAUGUGGGUCAAGAGAAAGUUUGGAUGAGCCCACAGUCAGAUGAAACCAAGGGGAGUUAAGAAGCCUAAGGUUGCAAUCCUAAACACACGUUCCAAGGAAGAAACGGGGUUUACUUCUGAGUAAAUACAUGCCUUGGGUUGCAUUGUAAUUGUUGGCACCCCAAGGCUGCAAAACUAAGUAUGCUUACCAGGAUGUGAGGGCUCAUGGUCCCAUAUUUACUGCUGCAUUGGAACAAACGUCAAUUGGGUUUUCUGCGGAUUGUUGUUUGUUCCAACUCAGCAGUAAACAGUGGGUUUUCACAGGGAAAGCAGUGGGACAAAAUAAUAACCUCUCGGACCUGUGCCUAGAAAUCACGGGACAAAUGGGGGGGUAUUGGGAUGAACAGAAGUAUGGAUGAACCCUAAAUCCUGUUUAGGUCAAUGGGAUUUGCUGCUCAAAAUUCCUACGUAGGAGCAGGCUGUUCAUGUUGAUAUAGCAGCUCUUUAUCCUUGCUUUACAUACACCAUGUGAGCUGUGAAUUGAUGUUGAAGCUAUUUAUUUAUUUAUCUGUCCAUAACCACCAUAUGGGACGCGGGUUGCGCUGUGGGUUAAACCGCAGAGCCUAGGACUUGCCGAUUAGAAGGUCGGCAGUUCGAAUUCCCAUAACAGGGUGAGUUCCCGUUGCUCGGUCCUUGCUCCUGCCAACCUAGCAGUUUGAAAGCACGUCAAAGUGCAAGUAGAUAAAUAGGUAGCCCUCCGGCGGGAAGGUAAACGGCGUUUCCGUGCGCUGCUCUGGUUUGCCAGAAGCAGCUUAGUCAUGCUGGCCACAUGACCAGGAAGCUAUACGCUGGCUCCAUCGGCCAGUAAAGCGAGAUGAGCGCCACAACCCCAGAGUCGGUCACGACUGGACCUAACGGUCAGGGGUCCCUUUACCUUUACCUUUAUCCACCAUAUGCCAUCUGUGCGCAUAGUUCUUCCCAGAGUUUCGCAACCAAAGAAAAGACAGACCCCUGCUCUGAGUAGGUUACAUUCUGCAUUUUGGCAGGGGGGCAGCCAAGGAGUGGGUGGGAAAGGAGAGGCAAGGUAACAAGAGAUGAGUCUUGGCAAAUGCAGUUACACCUGCUUGUGGUGGCAAUCCUCUGCAUGCUUACCUGGCGUAAGUGCCACUGUUGCCGUGUGCACACUAUGCCCCCAAAGCGCUCCCCCCCUGCAAAGAAUUAUGAGCACUGUAGUUUAUGUCUUACAAUUGCAACCUGCAGCAAAUUACAGUGCCCAGAAUUCUUUGAGCCGGGGGGCGGGAUUGUUCUUCGACUGAGCUUUGAAGGUAUAGUGUGUGCGUAGACUGUGUUCAGCUGGACUUAAUCCCUUGGCUGAUGUGUAACAGGAGGGAAGCAUUAAGCUCUGUUUCAGCUGGAGCGGGAUUAAGCAGGGAGCGGAUCUCGGCAGCUCACACUGUUUUCUUGUUUCUCAUUUCGAAUCGUGGUUUGAAACCAUCACAUUGCAUGUGGGAAAACUGAGAUAAAUUGGGCCCAACUAGACAUGAUACUAAUCAGAUGGUUAGCCCUGGUGUGCGUGGUUCUUUAUAAAAGCAAAACAAAAAUAACUAGCAUGGGAAGCAUGAGGGUGAGCUGGAAAAGAACCCUAGUCAGGGUCAGGAUUUAAGCUUUUCUACCUUCCAUGGACCCAGUUGGAUUCCCAUCCCGUAGCCCUUCCAUUCCCCAGGAGGAGAAGCUCUUACUGCCACUUUCAUCCCAUUGUGAGUAGCAAGUAUGGGGUGUGUGGUCUGGUUCUGAUUGUGACCACGGCAGGGGAUAGAUGGACCCCUGACCUAAUCCAGCAAGCUCUUAAGUUCUUACAAUCACAGCCGCAGCAUGAUGACUAUAAGAAGCAGAAAGAGUACAGUACUCUUUUCGGUGCCUACUUAAAAACAUUUUUGUUUAGGCUAGCCUAUCCAGACACUUAAUAUGUUGAUGUUUUUAAAUCUUUUUUGCUGAUCAUUUUAAUUGUUUUUAAUGUUUUUAACUGUUUUACUGAUAAUAUUUCUUGUAGACCACUUAAGAGGCUUUCUUACAAUCACGCAGUAUAUAAAUCUUGUUAAAUAAAAUAAAUAAAAAGAAAGAGGAAGUGUAGAAAUCUGUGCUUAAGUCUUGGCAGGCAGGGGGAAUGCUGUGGGCUUGAGAGAAUUUAAGUAUUUGGCACAAAACAUUUAGACAAGUAGCCACAUUGAGUGUGAGCCUUCAGUACCAAUCAGUGAUUUCCUCCUGAACACUGUUAGGAGUUUGGGGUGGGCUGGGAAGUUGAGACGCUUCUAACCCUGGACCCAGCAAGUGUUAAAAUAUAAGCCAGGCUAGCUUCCUGAUGAGGUGAUUGCCUGGGUGAUGGGCCAGUAAGAGAACAAAUGAAAGGGGGCUCUGUGCAAGACGACAAAUGGGUGGAACGACAAAUGGGUGGGGGCCCACCCUUAACUCACAGAUAGUUGGAAGGACAAAGCCUGCGUUUAGAGUUGAGUUUGUAGUGAUAUGGGCCAGAAGCAAAGCAGCAAGCUAGAAAGCAAGAGAGGCAGCAAUGGUUCAUUUCUCUGUCAAUCCAAGGCUGUGGCUAUGGGAGAAACAAGACCCUUUGGGGGUAUGCACCCCUCCAUUGUAGGCUCAGACUGCCUAUAUGUGUAAAUAAACCAUAUGUCCUAAAGACACCACAGUCUCCUCUGUGCCUUAUUCUUAAAAGAAACAAAGACCCUGGGUUUGUUCCACAAACCUGGAACCCUUGGGAUCUUGCACCACUCAGAGAUUGGGGUGAUGUGCAACAAUAUUUAACCUACCAGUGAUGUGUCUCUGGCUUCCAUUCCAAUGGAAAAAUAUCAUCAGGGAGAGUCAAAGUGGAGCAGCUCACCUGCAGACCUGACAAUGGGGAUCUUUUUGGAUGAAUUUCUCAAAGACAGACCUUGCAGAAGGGGCUUUGCCAUUAGGGGAGUUUUUAUAGGCUGGCCUCUGGGAGCAGCCCAUGGAAGGUGAAAUAUAGUGAUGUCUUCAGCAAUCAGUGAUAUCAGUAGAUCUUUAUAAAGGAAAUGUAGGAGGAGGAGGAGGUCGGGUGAAAGGAGAUGCUGGCUCAUAUGGCUGAACCUUUAAUUAGAAAGGGCUCGCCUGUUUUAUUAGAUCUUUGUCAUCUGUAUGGCGGUAUGAGUGAGAGCUGAAUGUGUAAGAGCUGGCUCAUUUUCUUAAAAAAAAAUCUUAGACUUUCAUAGAGAUUUGAAAUGACAAGGACUAUGCUGAAAGAAAAGAGGUUUGGAGAUUAAAUGGGAAUUUUAAGAAAAUACAGGGAUGGGCAACUUGCAGCCCUCUAGACCCCGAUGGGCUCAGAUCAGCUUCAGCCAGUGGGUGGGGACAACAUCCCUGGAGGGACCUGUAGUCCAGCAACAACUGUGAUAUAUAAAGUUAACAUGACGGGGGUGGGGAGCGAUGCCCUCCAACCCAGCUUCCACUUUUACCUACCCUCCUAAUGUCAUUGUGCUUAGGAUGUUGGCCAUCCUUUUCAUGAGAGAGCAUACCUUAUUCCGUGGCUGGACACCACAGAGAUCUCCCCACAAGGUUUUAACUGUCCGGUGGUGAGUUUAUAAGCAGUUUAUGCGUGGCGAGGGAUGGCUGUCUGUACCUGUGUUAGGUGUGAGAUGAACCUAUGCCAGUCUAAUCUCACCAGGUGUCAUACCAUCUUUGCCCUUUUUGCUGUACCAUCUUAGGGUCAGUCAGGUCUCUCCUCCUACAUACCUGAUCCAAACUCAAGAGCUAUGGAAACCUGCCUAGACCUGUGCAACCCCAGUUGGAACGUAUUUGCCUUCCAAGAUAUUUGUUCCAAACAUAUUUGAUGCCAAGAAGCAAUUAGGCAUCUUAUUUGGUAGCAACUUCUAAAGGCCAAAUGACAUAUUACAUGCGGCCAUGUGUAUCCAUUAUUUAACUAUGUUUUUCUUUUUUAAAAAGAUUGAAUGUAGUCUUCAUGCCAGUAAAUCUCAGAAUAGGAGUUUAGGGUCAGGAACAGAAGGACUUUGUAACUCUUUCCCUCCUGGCUGUUUUAUUCCAAAUUUUCCCCAGCUGCUUUUUACCCCAUGGAGGAAAAGAUAAGCCAUGCAUAGUUUCCCCUAUAAAACAGAAAAGGGAAAAAGAUAUCUUGCUUUCAGUUUUGAGUCCAGAAACAACUAGAGCAAAAAAGUUAAGAAACGUCUUGUUCCCUUGCCUAAAACACACAGUUCAGUUAAAACAAAAAGAAAAAGAUACACGGAUACGUAUAAUGUAUCAUUUGAUCCCAACAUUAUGAUUUAAAGGUCAACUCAUUUGAAAUAUUUCAAGAUAAAAGCAAAUGGAUUGUGCCCAUUUUUUAUAUUGUUUGCCAAGAAAAGCCCUAGUGGUCAUUAUAUUGCUUGCCUCCUUAAAUUGUGCUUCCUCUUUUGCACAGUUGCUUGUACAGUGGUACCUCAGUUUACAAACACCUUGGGUUACAAACACUUCGGGUUACAGACUCCGCUAACCCGGAAGUAGUACCUCGGGUUAAUAAGUUUACCUAAGGAUGAGAACAGAAAUCGCGCGGCAGCGGUGCAGCAGCAGCAGGGGGGCCCAUUAGCUAAAGUGGUUAAGAACAGUUUCAGGUUAAGAAUGGACCUCAGAAUGAAUUAAGUUCAUAUCCAGAGGUACCACUGUAUUGUGCCAUAAAGCAUAUUGUAGUAAGCCUCCACAUCAGCCAAAGAGCUGCUGUGAAAUUCCACGUGCUUUCCCCACGUAUGUGAGGAAAUAGAUGGGCUUGAAUGUCACUCUGCUCUGUGGAGGGGAAAGCUGGAAGAUGGAUUGCGCUGGCUUUCAUCCAUCCAUCUGUUCAUCUGGCAGGCCUAAUGUUCAGUUCCUCGUUGUCCCAGUUGCCUUAAAUAAUGCUGACCUACAGGAUAUGGGAUGACAAAGGUCAUGCAACUCAUUUUCCCCUUGCCUUCCUUAAGUGAUCAUUAAGUUCUCUGAGACAUCGUAACUACACAUAGUGGUGACAGCCGGAUGGUAUUUACAAACAAGGUAAAAUCUCUCUCUGAUGUAUAAAGGUUAAGUUAGGAGCUGCUUCAUACACAGGGUUCAUCUGCUCAGUUAUUUGCCUGUGGUAUCUAUGCACAGAGCUGUGCUUUAAAACAAAACCACUGUCUAGUAUUUUGCACUAGGGAAUGCUGAAUUCUCUGACAAAUUGUGCCAGUUAAUAUUCAUAAGGGUACUUGCCAAUUUUGUGUUUGCCAACUGUAGAGGGGAACAAGGAUCUAUGAAGGACACCGCAAUCCUGAGAUGUUUGCUUUUAUAUCUCCUACAGUGGUACUCUGCAACAGCCACUGAGCAGAGGCCAAGCAGGAGUGGUACCCACACAGUAGCAGUCAGUAUGGUGGGACAGAGCCUCAUUUCUGACACAGGCACCGCUACGGUGUAUCUGGACAGGGAUGGGGUUGGGCAGGGUUACCCACUCUGGUCCCAUCCAGGUGUAAAAACUGUGUUUAUGGAAGACAAUCUUACUCGGCUACAAGUGAUCGCCAAAGAAGAAGAUCCAGGUGUACUCUAGUGAUGCUGGUGCUGAAAGGGCAGCUCUGUUCCACCACAGCAAUAACUACAUUGGUUCCUACAUUAAGGAUGUAGGAGAUGUUGAUAAGUAGCAGUGGAGUCAGGGAGUGGUUGGUCAGCUGCAAUCAGAAGUGGAAGAUGCUGCACCAGCAACAUCCUAUACCUGACACCUGCAUCUUGCUAUGCUGUUACUGGGUGGGCACCUAUUCAGCUCAGAGCCAGCCUCUCUCUGUUUCUGUUGCUGCGUCUCAGCCCCCACCUGUAAGAACAUGCUGCUUCCCUAAAUCCCCGUGGCCAAGUACUACUUCCCCCCUCACCUCACCAGCUGCAUCUCCCAUUGUAUCAGGUAAAGGUAAAAAGUAUGUCCAGGUCGCCCAUCUGGCAGCUAUUACACAAUCUUGACCAGUGAUGUAAGAAGGCAUUAGAUUCCAUCCCACCCUGUAUUCUCGUAACACUCAGCAUUGUUUCUGUUCCACUGCAGUUCAUCUUCCGACAAAAACUACAUUAUUUAUCUUGCUGUCCAUUAUGGUGAAAUGUUACAUAAUUAAUUAUGCUAUUCCUCAUCAUUUCAAUUCAGAAGAAACCCAGUGUAAAUUGGGGGGAGGAAAGUCAUAAAUUACGUAGCAUUACAUACUGUUUGUGGACUGAAACCAACAACUGCAGUGGAGACCUUUCCAAACAUUUUAGAGCUUUUUGCUCUGAUGGUUCAGGGAGAUUUUUUUUAGGAGCCAGACAGUCUAUACAAUGGUAGAUAACGUCGACAGCCAGCUCCCACAAUCUUAUUGCUGAAUUAAAAGGGUGUCUGAAUAUGUAACCGCAAACAGUGAUAUCUCUGGAAAACUGAAGGGCAAUUUAACAUUGGUUAGCUUUGUGGUCAACUCUGAAAGCAGAUUUAGGCCAUCUAUCUUAAGGUUCCCUACAUGAGUAAGUAGCUCAUUAUGCUUAAGUUUCCAAGUAAGAAAGAUCACAAGCCUUCUGAGUUCUGGCUCACAUGAGCAAUUCUCGCUUUACCCAGCAGUGGAGUCAUGGAGUUUUUAAUUAAAUCAUGAAGCUAAAUAAAAUAAUAGGAGAGCCGCAGAGCAAAGGGACUCUUGCAAUUCCUAUUACUCGUUUAGUUCAUUGCCUUUGCUCAUUCCAAACAAUGCCAUUCAUCACCAUUCAGGCAAAAAUUACAGUUUGAUUGCAGCAGAAGGCAGUUGUUGUGUGGAGCAAAGGGAUCCUGUGUUUAGAACUGCUUCUGACACUGCAAAAAGGAGCAAGUCUACUUUCUAUUUUUUCUACUAGUUUUCCACCUUUUCAUACAACAUGAACUAGGUGCAGAGUUCUAAAACAGUAUUUUAAUAUUCUUUUGGAAGCCGCCCAGAGUGGCUGGGGAAACCCAGCCAGAUGGGCGGGGUAUAAAUAAUAAAUUAUUAUUAUUAUUAUUAUUAUUAUUAUUAAACCUUCAGAAAUGUUAUUGUAAGUGCUCACAAGUGCCAAGAGGGAAGCUUAGUUCUUGGUUGUACCCUUGUAGGCAGGAGCUCCCAUGACUGAGAUCGCCUCCAGUUGACUGUCACUAUAUUUUGCAGGAGAGAUUAAAACACAAGCUAGAAAUUUAGGUUUGCGCAAUUAAUGGGGAUUAAAGUGCUCUGUCGUCCUGGUGCAACAAAUCCAUCUUAAAACAACACAAGACUUUUUGCAGUUCGGAAAGUAAAAUUGUGUGAUGAAUGAAGAUUAAUGGGAAGAUGUGUAACUACCACACAACAAAUCAAAAGGAUGAUGAAUGCUCAUUGUUGCAUAAUCUCCCCGCUCAAAUUGAGCACUCAGAUGAAGACAGAGCAUAUUCUAACUGCUGUGCAAGCUUCAUACCAUCAAAUUGGGAUGAACGCUCAAUAGACAGGUAGUCUGGAGGAGUGCUGAGUGUUUCCUGCAUACAGAAAACUAGAUGUUAGAGAGGAGGAGUCUAGCCUGGCGUUUACCCUGACAGACUAGUUUUCAGCAUGCAGGAGUUUUAUUUAUUAUUUAUUUACAGUGCUGAGGAACAUUCUGUCAUGGGAGCUCUACCGGUAGUCUAAAGUACAACCCAAACACACAGUUUUUCCUGUCAGAAAAGGACUGUUGAAAUUGAAAAAGCAGUACGUUAUUGGGGAGUUUUUUUCUUGGAGAUUGCACUGAAUCAGCCGGCUCCAUCCUAUGGCUGCCAAUAAUUUUUUACUCUUUGCUGUGUGAUGUAAUGGUAUCACAAAGCAGUGUGGGUGUGGUUACUGCAAUGCAGCCUCUCAUUUAUAAGGCAGAUGUUUUCAUAGGUCCUGAUCCAGGAGAUCCUUUGCACAUAAAUCUGCAUGUUAAGGAACUUUUGAAUAGCUGCUGCAGAACCCUCACAUCUCACAGAAGAUUCUGAGGUGCCUCAGACUUCAGCACAGCAGCUCACUGUACAGCAACCUGUGCCAACCUGGCGCCCUCCACUAAUUUUGGACUACGACUCCCAUCAGCCCUUGACCGCCGUAGAAGAAGAUACUAGUGGACAAAUUUCUUUCCCAUUAUCGGUGUCAGAGGAACACUUUAAUAAGGACCUUUGUUUUGCUUGUGAUUGAUGAAUUUUUCUCCGCUAGUUAAUUGCAGAUGGUGAGGUUUUGGAGUGUCAUACAAUGGGGGGGGGGGAAUAUUAAAGCAACUCGACUGCACCAUGUAUCCCAGCAAUAAAAGUGCACCCAUAGAUUUUGGAAAUGAUAUCCUCUGAGGAAAAGCCUUUGAUUUUGUAGGAUAUGAGCAGCUUUGCUAGUGAAGGGAUGUUGUCAGACAGCUUUCCAUCCUCACUAGCCGGCCCUCUUCCUUCCCCAUCCCCUGCCAAUAAGUGUGUAGAAUCUAUUCUUUUCCAUUCUCUUGCUGGAUCUGAAAAGAAUAGGCUUUUGCCUCUAUUCUCUUUUACCUGCUGUAGGCCUAGCCAUUGAAUUCAGAGAUAACCCGGCUCUGUGCUGUGAAUUUGAAAAAGUUUCUUUUGUGGCAUGUCUUUAUGGAAGGCUACGAUAACUGCCCUCUGAUGGACGAGCAUGGAAAGCAAUACUGGCUUAGCAUUUGGCAGAAUCGAAGCGGAUUCCCCUGUCCUCUUCAGAUGCAGGGUUUUUCCAUCUCUUGGAUCUGACUGCUUCUGAUUUUGCAUUCAGAGAGAGUGCCACUGCUACGAGGGCGACAGCGAAAUGGAAGAUGUGUCCAAUAUAAAUUGCUUCCCUUUCUAUUGCUGCUCUUUUUAUUAAUUUCCAUGCUGGCUGAUUUUAUAGCUUUCUGAGCCUUUUAUUUCCUUUUUCUCGAAGGACAUUUCUAACUAUGGAACCUUGUUUCUGAUUUCUUUUAAAGGAGCAUUCUAGCAUUCUGCUGCCAUGGCUGAAAGCACAGGAAUAAAACAGCCCCCAUAUAUUGGAAAAGAAUAUUGCAGAACUAGCUUUGUGCCUGCCAGCAUGUGAUGCAAUUGCAUCAAAAACGUGGGGAAGGGUUGUACUGAAGGAGACCUGGCCAGGCCCAAGUAUAUUUGUGCUCCCCUUUGGCAGGAACCCAACCCACCCUCGAGCUUUUAAAGCAUUCAUCAAUGCACAUUUAUCUCUCUGCAGCAUGAAGGGAUGGGCAUGCAUGGAUGGGCCAUAUCACAAGUUGAAUACCAUGAGCAGAACUUUUACAAAUGCAGUGUGUUAGCUUCUGAGUGACUCUUCUGUCAACAGAAGGGCUCCUAUCAAUCUCUUGGGACUGAGUCCAGUGGAGGCUCCUGCUGGAGGAAGGAGAGGAGAAGGCAGAGUGUUCAUUGAUUCCCAUUGCACCAGGUCUCCUCCAACCCUCAACCCUCCACAGCAAAUAUACAGGAGGUACAAUGGGAAGGAGGAACCAGCAAAAAUCACCCAAUGCCUUUCUUCCAGCAGGUGUGUCCUCAGAGGAGUCUUGUUCGUGAGAACGCUGGAUCCAGUGUAAUGUUUUACGUUAGAGUGGGUCCACACAUUCGGGUGUCAGUUAUUAACUAGUACGUAUUCAGUAAACAAGUGUAGAGAAAUCACGUGCAUGUGUGCACGCAUGUGUGGUGCAAUCCACUCCACUCAGGGCUGUCUUAUGCAUAUGUGGUGCUGGGGUGCAAAGAUCUGCCCGGCGGCCCCCCCCCGGCUGCCCAGUCCCAGGCGCGCAGGAGGGCAGAGCCGGCUGGCUGCCUCAGUGUCUUACUGGCUUGGUUGCCCCUGAACUCGUGGCGCAGAGCCACCCUCAGCAGAACAACCUGCUGCAGUGCUCCGACCGACGGGCUCUCGGCCUGGUGCCCCUGAGAGCCCGGCGCCCGGGUGCCCUGCACCCCUAGUGCCUAAGGGUAAGAUGGCCCUGAAUCCACUGUUUGCUUAAGGCUGGGUUCCACACCUCUUUUUGAAUCAGGCAGUUUGAGUGCUGGGUUCUUUCAGCAUUACUGUUGGGCAGCAAUGGGGAAUCUCUGGCUCACCAGGCCAUUUUGUCCAACUUCCCAAGCAAUACCCACCACACUACAUCUGUGGGCGGGUAAAGAUGUGGCUCUCUGUCAAAAUCAGAAUUUGAGGGCGCUGCUGAUCAGCUCAUGAGUGUGUUCAAAGGCACAGCAGAAAUUUGCAAGCCCUGUGCCUUUUAAUCCUCACCAUAGACCCCGUGGCAUAGGAAGUGACAAGAAAAAAGUUGCAGCUACAGAAGUGGCAACCAGAUACCUCUCAUCCUGGGACUUGGCUGCUAUUAGGUUGUGUGAUACUUCUGUUUUAAGUAUCCCUCAAGACUUAGAGCUCGCUCAAUCCAAAACCAAUAUCUGCUGGGAUGAGGGAGUUUGAAUUCGGCAUAUCUUGUGCUCAGCCAGUGGAACUUGCACCAGUUGUCUAUCAUAAGGGAUAAACUGCAAGAGCAUUAGAGAAAAGUGGAUUAAAUAAAUCAAUAAAAUAAGUAAUAGCCACUGUGGGGGAACCUUUGGCCCUCCAGAUGUUACUGAAUAACAAUUACCAUCAGCCCCUGCAGGCAUGGCCGAUAGCCAGCUGUGAUGGGAGUUGUAGUUCAGCAAUAUUUGGAGGGCCAUAGAUUGCCUCACACCUGUUUUACUAGUAUGCGCAUGCACACACCCCAUGUGCCUACCUGACUGUUUCCCAUGCCCUCUGUCACAAUCCCUUUUCUAUACCUACAUGUUUGGACAUUUGCUGAGUGAUACCCUUUUUAAAAAAAUGACAAAAGUAAGCUAAAAGGCAGGGAGUAUCAUCAAAGGAGUUUAGUUAGUCCUUUCAAUCCAUCUGUGUGCAAAUACUGGCCUUUCCCAAAGGGUCCCUGGCUUUUAUGAUGGCUUCGCUGGAACUUCCCUCUAUCUAAAGUCUGUGGGUCAAUACAGUGGUACCUCAGGUUAAAAACUUAAUUCGUUCUGGAGGUCUGUUCUUAACCUGAAACUGUUCUUAACCUGAGGUACCACUUUAGCUAAUGGGGCCUCCCGCUGCCACCGGAGCACGAUUUCUGUUCUCAUCCUGAAGCAAAGUUCUUAACCCGAGGUACUAUUUCUGGGUUAGCGGAGUCUGUAACUUGAAGCAUCUGUAACCUGAGGUACCACUGUAAUGUCAUAGCAACAAGAAGUCAUUAAGUGGGACACUGCCUAUGGGGAAACCCAAUUCUGCCAAGUCUCGGGCUCCUGUUUCAGAAAUCCUGAGCUCUUCUGCUCCGUGAAAGAUCCUAAGAUCCUAAAGUCCAUCAGCUGUCAUAAAGUAACCGUGCAGCCCAUUUCACAGAGCCAUGCUGCUUAACUGAGGGUUGUUUUCCCCCUUUCUCUCUCCUCAGUUCAGGCUCAGGUUUAGGGUGCUCAGUUCCCAAAACAGGCACAGCCACCUUUACACGUAAUGCUUGCCAAAGCAGAUAAAAAGCUGUAAGUUUUUCGGAACAGUGCAGAGCUGGGCAAUGUGCCACAAAAUAUGGUUCCUCCAGAAUAAUUUCAUUCAAAACGUUUUCAUGUUUAAAAGUAAAAUUAUGUUCUAAUUAGGAGGCAGGACACUUGUAAAGGUUAGGCAGGAUGACAGAAUAAAAUUACAAUGCAUGUCUUGCUGCUCCAUUUAAUUUCUUGCUCCUGAUCUUAAUUAGGGAAGGCUGUUUUCACUGGCCACGUUACUGGGGGUGAUUCCUAGGAUCUGGCAUAGGAGGCUGCCAGCUGGCAUGCCCUCCUGCCAGGAACCCCAGAUCAGGCAAAGGGCACGUGGCCUUUUUCCUUCCUGCAACAUCCUCAGUCACCAGGACAGGAGGCAGAGUUCGCAGUGAGAGUCAAGACUGCAUGGUGGUUGCUGUGGGGCAUCCUGCUAGCAGCUUCCUUUCCUUAUAUGGUAAAAAUGGCAAAAGAGGAAACAGGGGGAAGGACUCUUCCUCCUCUCUCUCUCUCUCUCUCCUCUUCCCUCCCCUUUCUAGACCAAUCUUAUCAGGCCACACCAGUGACAUAUAGAUUUAAAUGAACCAAUUGCAACUCUCCCUUUUCAACAAUAGGUUUCUCCUGCCAUCUGUACGGCAGACACGUGGAUGGGGAAAUACGCGUUGUCAAGAGGCAGUGACUAGCUAGCUAGCAACGCAGUGUUCUAGGAAUUGUGCCCCUUGUGCAUUUCACAGCUCUGGCCCCACAAAGUCAACCAAUGGGCUUCAUAGAUAAAUGGGGAUUUGAUCCUUUUUGACCGGUUCCUAGUCCAGUGCUCUAACCACUGCACCAUGCUGGCAACCACACUUCUCUCCCCCCUAAAAAAAGAAUCCUAAUAGUAAGCUGAAGGGUGUGUGUGAUUUUCAUCAGGACUGUAGCAUGCAUGUGGACCUUUUCCCCAUGCCUGGUGUGUGUGUGUGGAGGAAGGAGAGUUAUUGGGAAGGGAAGAGCAAAACCUCCUCCCAGCACUGCAGGCUUGAUAAAAAUGCGCUUGCACACUCACUCAUACACAAAAUUUUACUAUUCAUUUUCUUUUUUUAAACCACACAUGGUUUCUAAUAAUACCGUUAAAGUAGCAUCUAAUUUACUCUUUUUAAUUUCAUGCAUCAGCAAAACCCUUAAAAGCUUAUCUUCACUGUCAUACCAGUGUUUAAUAGACUUUGGGAGUGAAGAUCAGUAGGGGAACGGGCUUGCACAAUUCUUGAUUUGUGUUACCUUGAUAUUUGUGUGCUGCUUUUUCUAACAACCAAGCUGAGCCCAAAGCAGUUCGAAACAGUAACCAAUCCUUAACCAAAUAAAAAGCAGCAUUUUGAUCACAAUAAUCAAAUCAGCAUAUACGGUAACAUAUUAUAAAUAAAGAAUAACAAUUCAAUAAAAGCAAAUUUAGUUCUACAAAAAUCUGGCACUUGCCUGCAUUUCUGUCAUUUUUUGUUAUGGUCAAUUUUACCCACAGAUAAUGUCCAAAACAGAUCUUUUUCAAUUUUUAAUUUUUUUUCUCCUUCUGAAGAAUUUUUUUAUUAUUAUUACAUAUUUCAACACAAUAAUUUUAACAAAAAUACAUCAUCAAGCCAGAUUUUUUCAUAGUUGUUUUUAUAUAAGUUUAUAUUCCUUGAUGUUAACCAAAUCCCUAGAUACUGUACUUAACCUUCCUUCUGAAGACUUUGGAGAGCUUGCAGCUUUGAAGUAAUAGCAAAAUCUAUUCCCACCAAAAGCAGUUGGGUGGAUGGGGUUAGUCUGGGAAAAUCCAAGAAAAGUUUCUUCCAGUAAAAUGUUCAGCCUUACUUUUGGGUAUUUUUUUUAGGAAAGGGGUUAGGUGGAUAGAGAAAGAUGCACCCAUUUGUGCAUUGAGAGGAAGACCUGGGAUCUGGCUCUGGGGUCAGUCAUAGCAUUAAGGUUGUCAGAUUUUCUGCCAAGGUUGUGGGGGGGGGGAGUGUAAACUUAGCUGGCUCUGUUCAUGCACCCAUGCCUGAAAUGCCUUUUCUUGAGUCACAGAUGCAGAGAGCUUAAGCAGACUUAAUUUGUAGGGCAAUUCGGAUUGUAUCAAUGACGCUAUUGCCAAGGGCACUGAUCUGUGGCACAUCUCCCAGGUAAACUGCUUAAGAGAGAAAAAUACAAGAAUGCUGGUGAGUUCUUCAUUUCAUUAAAUUAAACACCAGCAUGCUGAUAGAGGUAAUCAAAUUUUGUGAUUAUUUUACGAUAUGCCCAUUGCAAUUUAAACAAAUCCAUUGCCCAACUUGUCAGAAGGUCUUUUUGUGCAAACAAGCUCCCUUGCAUAAGAGACGUUUUGGGGAGACUCGGAAGGACUAAAUUAUAUGUGACGUAAAGCACUUAAUUUGGUGUGGUAUGUAUAUUUAAAAAAACCAAAAUAAAACCCAACAGCAACAACUGUAAAUCAUAGCUACCAAAAAAGGGCAGAAUAAGAAUCGCAACUGCAGAACCCUCUUCCCCACACCAUAGUCCCAAUAAAAAAAUCACCCCCUGAAGCUGCUAUUUGCAGUUGUUAAAAGAUAUACACCAGAGGUAGCUGAAUUGAUGCCCUCCAGAUGUUGUUGGAUCACAACUGUCAUCAGCCUUAGACAGCAUGGGCAGUGAUUAGGAAUUAUGGAAGCUAUAGUCCAACAGCAUCAGGAGGACACCACAUUGGCUACUCUUUAUAUGUUCUAUGCCAAGCUGUGCUUUUAAUGUCACAUUUAGUUUGUCCCUAAGGAUGGUAGGGUACCACUUUACCUCAUAUUUCACCACACAUCUGCCACUUAUCAUUGGUUUUUUAAAAAAUCUGUAACAGAAUGGUACAGGUGACCACGUUCACCCCAGAACAGUUUGACUAUCUGUACAGGGUUUUUCUAAAUAACUGCCACAAUGUUGGUGUCUCUUACCAAGGGUAAUGGAACAGUGCUUAAUUCUUAAAUUAUAGGCAACAUAUAGGUUCUGCGCAGUAAAUGGGAACUGGAUUGGGAAUUGGGCUCUUUUGUAAUUGUUUACUGGUGAGUCUGGCAGUUAGACAUUGUGCUAAAUAUGCUCUUUGCUCACCCCCAGAGACAAACUAAUAUAGUAGAAUGAUCCAUGGCUUUUCUGCUAGUUUGGUUAUGAGACUCCUUUUAUGUUCUCAAAUAUCUGAUUACUGGAAACUAUACUGAAUAAUAGGUGAUGGGUGGAUUGCUGUUCAGUUGCUGACCGGAAGGUUGGGUGCAAGCUACCAUCCACUCAUCUUAGGGACUCGGAUCUAGAUUUCUUUUCUUCUCCUGAAGCUAAUCAGUUGUAUAUGGCACAGUAUACAUACACAUUGCAUUGCAUCAGCAGGUAUGGUAGAAUUAGAAGUUAUUAAUAAAUAUCCAGUUUGCUUAUACCCGUGGAUGUUAACUAAAAUCCAUACAUGAUGGUAAAUAAAAUGACAUUUUAAAAUAUUUUAUAUUUGCUCACUUAGAAAUCUGCAUGAUUGCCAUUUUACUGAUAGUAUAUCAGCAGAAUCCUGAUAAGUCUCAGCUUUAAAAUGAAAUACUAAAGGCCAGGGUGGGGUGAGGGGCUGAAUGUGAUCAAACUGCUUAAUCCAGUGCCCUGCUAGGCACUCAGACUGGCAGUAAGCAGUUUUGCACUCAUCAGUCGUUUUCUGUUUUUGUUUUUAUUUUAAAAACUUGAUUUCUCUCCCAUUGUAAACAAGUGGAAAGGAUUUAACCAUGCCAGCUUGGGGACAUUUGGGGGGACUGUGAAGGUGCUAGUUUCUUCAGAUCCAAACCUUACCCUGGUUCACCCCAGCAAACUCCCAAAUACUCCCUCCUGGUGCAAGAGUGCAACUGUUUUGCAGACUUGUUGUCCCAUUCAGUCUUUCUGAAAAGCUUUGGGGUCAGACACAACCAAAGCACAGGCCAAACCUCUGUCCGAAAUGGUGCCUCAUUCCCAGCAAAGAAACAAGCUGCUCAAGUAAAAUUCAGAUGGCGUUACAAUGCUUGGAUAUGGGCGAUGCCAGAACCCUGCUGCCUGCUAACCACCCAGGGAUGUCUUUGGAGCUGAGACAAUGUCCCUCCUACUGAUGUUGAGCAUGCUGGAGACUUUGCAUGUCAACCGAGAAGCAGUGCUUACCAGAAGUGAAGACUUGGAACUACUGGAGAACUUGCUAUCCAAAUGGCACAGUCAUCUUGCCUGCUUUAUCUGCAAUAAAAAGCUAACAGUAUCCCCAAAGUGAUGUCUGAGAAAUGAAAGUCUCAUGAUGCUGAUCCAAAGGUUACAGCCUCCAUAUGGAGGCUGCCUGAAACCACUCUUCUGCGAUGUUGCUCCACAAGAGGGCUGUGAGCCAGGCUGGUGUUUGGAGCCUGAAUGCUUUGGAGGUUAUUUUAAGGACUGGUUGCACCCAUAUAGAACCUGCUCAUGCCAUAGGAUCUGCCUCAGAGGUGCUAUUGCUCUGGUUCACCAUUAAAGAAGAUCAAGCUGUUGGGUACCAUGGACAGGGCCUUUUUAGUGAUGCGCCUGCAUCUCUGGAAUUGCUUUUCUUAAAAAUGUUUUGUAGCCCCUCUUAGGUGGUUCUUAAAUGGACUCCAAAGGCCUUUUAAUUUCGUUGAGCAUCUUUUGGCUUCUUGCUGCUUGCUCUUUACUUAUAAAAUCUCAUUAAAGGUUACAUAAGGCUCCUUACAAUCCUCUGCCUACCUGCAUUGCUGGUGGUCCUGUCUGUCUAUCUAUUGAUUGAUUGAUUGAUUGAUUGAUCAAUCCACCCACCAUGAAGCAAUGUUUUCACUCACCUUGUGCUGUGAUUCACAUGGAGUUGUGUUAUUCAAUGGGUUCAACAGCAUGCAUUUGCAAAUGCACAUUGGAUCAUUGAUGUCAACCAGUUCCAUGUGUAUCAUACGAUGGCAUGACCAAAAUUAGUUUGGGGUGGCGGCUGUUGUCUGCCUAGGAGGGGGAGAUGCAUUAGGAGAUAUGCUUCACUCUGUAUAACUUCUGUUUCUUGAUAUCAGAUACUUUAAAACAUAUGUGCUCUCUCUGCUAGAUAUAUAGGUUAAAUAUCUAGGAGAAGGGCCAUAAAAUUGAGGGCUCCCUGCUGGAUGCUCUUAAGUGAUGCUGUCCCACUGCCAAUUUACUGCUGAGAUUUGAGAAGCAUCAAUUGUGGGGAUUAGAGAGGUACGAGACCAGGCACACUUUAUCUGCCCGCUGCUAGCCAAUGCUGCAGCAAAGCCAGCUGCUCUGGCCUCUGCUCCUUACAUUCUGCUCCCCAGAGUCAUGUUUGGCAUUAUGUCACAAGGUGCUUUGUUCUCUACUAAUUGGGAGCUAUUAUUCCAGGAAGUAGAUGAUAGAGGGAGGUGCAGGGUAAUGUGCCGUGGAACUGCUCCCCGCCCCCCAGUCCCUUGGGCCAGUGCCGCAUUUAACCAUGUGGAAUGCAAGAAGGGAGCAGGCAGAGGUGUCAACUGAAGUGGAAAAAUGCAAGCAAAGCAGUUUUCUCCCAGGCAUGGAGUCAACCAUCUCCUCUUUGACAAUCUAAGGAACCCGCUCUCCAGAAUCAAAACGCUAUGUUAGCUAAUCCCUACAGGAGCAGAGUGAACAACCUGUGCUGCAGUUUUUUAAUUUUUGCCAUUGCUUUGAGAUGUGCCUAUUAUCAUUGGGCGCCUGACAUACCAGUUUAGCUCAGGUCUGUGUUGAUUUUGUAGGCUGCCUUGCUCCUUUUAUAAGUCCUUUCCAAUUUGUGCUGAAAUAUUUCUCUCUCCCCCCCCCCCACCUCUCUCUUCCUGUCUUGUUUGUCUGUUUUCAUCCUCCUGAUGUUCCCACUAAUUCUAAUAAAGCUGGGCCAGGCAGGCAAGCAGGAGGCAGACUUGGGAGGAAAUAAUUUAUUCCAGUGAGGCAUAAUCCUCUAAAUAUGUCAGAUUCUUUGCUGUGGUGCGGGUGGGGAGGGAUUUUGAAUAGAAUAGAAGAUGGGCAGCAGCUUUAUGAGCCAGCUAAGUACAGUACAGUGUCACUGGAAUGGAAGUCAUUUAAACCUGUUUCAGUGAUUUUGGUGCUGGUGGUGUCAAAUCUGUCCUGUACUAGGUUCAAGGGGAGAUGGGGAAGAAAUAAUGGUCUGUGGGCAGGAGUCCUGUUGCUUGCCGAGUGCUUGUCAAAGAACAGUGCGUUUGUGAGGUGUGUGUGUGUGUGUGUUUUUUAAACAAUUUUUGAGUCAGGCGAAUUAGCAAAUGUUAUGUAAGCAAUGAGAUUUGUUUCUCCCAGGAGUCACGUGGAUUGGUGUAGCAAAAAACUCUGACUGGUGUCCACAGAGGCUUAUCAGCUCCGGCUAAGCUAUAUGACUCAUUCAAACCUUCAGUUUCUUAAUAUUAGUAUUCCGUUUAUACCCCACCUUUGUUCCAAGGAGCCCAGAGUGAAAUACAUGGUUCUCAUCUUCCCCAUUUUACUCUCAGAACAACCCUGUGAGAUAAGUUAGGCUGAGAGGCUGUGUCUGGUCCAAGGUCACCCAAUGAGCUUCAUGGCUGGGUAGGGAUUUGAACCUCAGUUAUCUCAGGCCUUGGUACAGUCAUCUUGCAAAUUAGCCCAGGCACAAUUGCAUCCCAUGUGAGAAGCUUACAGAAGCUGGGACAUGAUCUGCUGUGAAAGGGUUCUUAAAAUCUGAAAUCUGGGGAGAUGAAGUGACAUAAGAGGUCUGCAUGCACAUAUCUACACCACUUGAAUUACCCUCAUUUGAUGGAUCACAGCUAAAUGUGCGAACUGAUUCAACCGAAAAGAAAAUUUAGGUGACCUUUCAUCUUCAGUGUUCUGAAAGUUCUCUUGUGUGAUGACUCAUUCAGGCAUGGAGAUUGGCUCCAAAUGUGGUCCAGAGAGGAACAUGAGCUCCAAAGUGCAUGGGCAAGAGACGUCUGCAAGGCAGUUUGUAAGAAGCCAGGUAGUCUUCUUAAGCUCCUCAACAGUCUGUAAGUUAUUAGUGAUUAGCCUUGGAACUGUACCACAGCAACAGCAGGCAUUCAGCAGCUUUUACAAAUUUAUUGUCAACUGUCCUUGAUAUUCAAAGCACAAAUCACACAGCAAGCCUUGCCACAUCUAAACAUAUCCAGGCAACUUCUUAGGAAGUGAAGAAGCCCUCAUACAGGUGGUUCUUUUCUGGACCUUCUGGUUAGAUGGGGGUUCCUAGCUGGUGUCUAAGCUCUCAGCCCCCUUCUGAAUUCUAUUUCCAUUGCUUGGUUUAGGAUGAAGUCCUUUUUUUCUUCGUUUUUCAUUUUAUACGCAUACAAACAUAAAACUUACACGUUUACUACUAAAUGCAACAAUGAUGAGAAAAAAGGCCUUUCCCGUGCAAGCUCAUUAUAUUAUAAACUCUCCAAAUGCAAUUCAUCUGACAGACUGGUGCGGUUUUUUGUCAGGUGUAUUCUGCAACAUGUCACUGACACAGCAAUAGUGCAUUAGUAGUGGAUUUAUAUUGAACCUUCCACACAUCAAUCCCCUGUCCAGCUCUAUAUGCUUCCCCAAUGUUAUUGCAUUAUUGCUGCCUGGAGGGGCACUGUAGCACAACAGUCUGGUUUCAUGAUUAAUUUUGAUUGAUUUUACCUACUGUAUGCUUUUUGGAACGUGUAUGUAUACGGCUUCGAAAGCUUGGUGAUUAAGUGGUGUAAAAAUAGCGGAAAUAAAUAAAAGCAGGACAAAGAUAAAAUAAAAUAAACCAGGACAUUUUUUUUGUAUAAAAAGUUGUAGGAUUUCAGCAGGAAAGUUAUGGGACAUGCUGUGACUGGGAACAAAGCAGUAUUUCCGCCCCAAAUCUUUUCCAGGUGCAAACAAUGUUAAAAGUGGGAUCAUGUAUAAUGGCUUGAUAUCACAACGAGCACACAAAUAAUCAUGAAUGCACCAUCAACAUGACAUCUGGAGUAGCCAAGAAUCUCAAAUUUAUAUCAGCAACUAAAAGGCUUAAAAUAGUUCCAAACUAUAUUUCUGUUCCAUUUGAUUGGUAAAGAGCAGGGCUUUUUUUCAACGGAACUGAGUUCCAGCACCUUUCAGGUGGGUGCCAGUGCCAUUAUAAGAGAAGGAGGGAGGCAUUCAUGGUGAGUUCCUGUACCUCUGUUUCUAGAAAAAUAGCACUGAUAAAGAACAACCAAGUUUUCUCAAAGUGUUAUUUUCUGGUGUCUUCCUUCUUUUAAUCAUAACAUCGCAGUAAGCUCAGUGAGGUAAUGUGCCAUGUUUAUUAAACCACUCUUCUUCAGUUGGCAUUAUCUGAGUACGCUCACAGUACACUGAGUUGUUGUUAGCUUCUUCCUUUUUUGCUGUACUUAGCAGGUUUCUUUUCCAAUUACAAUGUUCUGGGUGUAUAACAUUUUUAAGAUAUCCUAGAAGAAUUUGCAACAGACUCACUGGUUUAUUAUAUAAAAAAUCAUAUUUUGCAUAAUAUUAACUGUCAGGGGUUCAGAGAGAGAGGCACAGGGUAGGCAGGAGAUGGAGAGCGAAGGGGAGGAAUUCCAAGCCAGUGAGGAAGAGGACGACAAUGACUCAAGGGAUUCCAUGAGUCUUUCCAGCGAAUCAGAGGAUUCCCAGAAGGGGGCGCCGGUGGUCAGGGCCAGGGGAGCCCCAGGGGGGAGAUGUCAGGAGCAGGGUGCCAGCGGAGGAUCCCAAAGUGGCAGCUGGGCGUCAGGACCAGCCUCCCCACCAAAGUGCAGCGAAGGGGGUGGAGUUUCCAGUGUGUCAGAGGAAGGAGCUCCAGCAGCAGAGAGAGGAGGGGGGUCAGAGCAAGCAGCCCUCCCGGAAAGGGAGGGGAGCAGUGAAGGGAGCAGUGUAACUGUCAAAAGGAAAGUUAGAGGCGUGGCGCGCGCGCCUAGUUCAAAUGUAGAGGCGCGCGGAAGUGCAGGGAGCCCGGAGGAGGGGCCAGGUCCCAAAGCCCGCAGGAGGGGGGAGCAGCAGUCUGAUUCCGCGUCAGAGGAAUCCAGAAAGGGGCAAACCCCAGGGGGCAGAAAGACCCUGCGGAAAAGGAAGGAGAGAAAGAGGUGGAGCAGCGCAAGUCUCUUAAAUUGGUGCAGAGGAGGAACUGACUCAGACGGGACUUCGGCGGUCUAGCGUAAGAGACGUAAGGCUGCGCGCCUAAGAUGUCAAGCAAACCAUGAACUGCAAUAAACACCUUUGUAUUCAAGAAGACGUAGGCGUUGGUCUUUUGUGAGCUAAGACUUGAGGCAGCCUUGACAUUAACAAUUUCCCCUAAUAAACUUCUGGUUUUCUUUCCACCUAGGUACACACAUAUAGCCUGCUUUAUGUUUUCAGCAUGUCUUGCUGACAUUUGGAUAGAUUUUUGUGAGGUGGUGCAGAGUCAAAUGCCAUCAGCAUGACUUCUUAUUAAAAAAUACUUUUAUAUUUACACAAAGUGAUAUGCCAAAUUAUUUGAAGACAAAGAACAGCAGGAUAAAUUGGACAUUUAUAAAGUUUUUCAGACCUGGUAUAAGCUCUGGGGGGGGGGGAGUGUAGAUUUUCUGUUUGGUUUCAGACUGAAUGCUGAUAGUGUUGCAGCUGUGUUAAGCAUCUAUUAGCAAAUCACUGUGACAAUACCAACAUGCCAAUUCACAUAGUCCCAGGAGCAUUAUUUUAACGUAGUGGGAAAAAUGAACACACAUAUGCAUAAGUGCAAGUGUGUAUCUAUUAUUAUUUUUAAAAAUAAAUUUAAGUCAGAGAGACCAUAUGUACUGACUCACUGACAUAUCUAGCACUUGGCUUGCUGGUGUGUCUAUAGUUUGCACAGCACCAGGUUCACACUGUGGGAGAAGAACUCACAGCGACUGCUUCAGUAGCUGCAAUUUGCUGGGAGUAAUUUCCAUUGAAUCUAUAGAAUCGUACUAUGAAACUUCUUCACUGGCAGAUUCCCACCUCCCUCUAUGCCAGUGCUGCUCUGUGGUGAGCCAUCUUUGUUCUCUGCUAAACGUUCACCUCUCGUGCUGUCUUUAUUCUGUCUUUCCUGGCAGAUCAAGUUGUACCCUUUGAUCACACAAGAAAUGCUUCUUUGCCGUUACCUGCAGCCUUCCCCAGAGAGAACAGCAGAGGAGAAAUAAUUAAAGCAUGAAGAAAAUCAGGCAUCUCAAAACAAGCCCUCCUAGGCUCGGAGAGGACCAGGUGAGGUGGUGAGCGGAUAAGAGAAAAUAACCUUGGGGAAAACAUGGACAUCUUAUUCAUGCAAACUGGGGAUGCUCUGCAAGGCUUUACAUUAUUAUAUUAUUUGGGGGGGGAAUCAUAUGCAGGUGUAAGUACUCUAGUACAAAAUCCAUAUACAUCAGAAAGAGCCCGUGUGGGGUAGUGGUUCAUGUAGUGGGCUUGCUUGUAAGAAAUGCACAUUCACACGUUUAGCCACAGUGAAGUCUCCACAGAGAGAAGUUUUAAGGUAGAAAAUGAAAUAAUACACUGCAUGCUUCCAUGAGGUUCCUGGGGUGAUGCUGAGAGAAUAAUUUCCCCACUCCUCAAUCUACCUUUUCACUAACCAUGUGAGGUAGGCUAGGCUGAGAGACAGUGAUUGGCCUCAGGUCACCCAGUGAGCUUUAUGACCAAGUGGGGAUUUGAACCGUGGUCUCCAAGGUCGUAGUCCAACACUCUAACCACUACACCACACCACACAGAGCAUGCUGAACAGCUGUAAAGUCGGAGGUAGUGGGUGAGCUUCACUUUUGGUUACUUCUGUGAUCGUUGGCUGCCCGUCUUCUCUUUGGAUGCUGUGUCUCUUCUGUAAGCUCCCUUUUCUUCUUUGCAUCACCAGGUGUUCUCCAUCCGCACGUGCUCUCACAGUGGAGAUGUGCCUGCUCGUUGAUGUGAGCACCCAGAUAGCACAGCCCCGCUGUCUGUGGCUAGGACUCCUGAACAGCAUCUGAGCAGUCCGACAACUCCUUCCUCCUCUUGCCCUCUUCCUUCAAAAAGCAUCAGCCUGUUAGAUUGUCCGCGUCGAUUUGCUAUGACAUACAUCAGCGUUGAUGAGAGGCAGGAACACUGUCGGGUAAUUUUGAGCUGCCAGAAUAAUCAGCUGUAUGCACAACAUGGCUUAAAGGAUUUCUCAGUUAGCAGCAUGCAUCCACUGAAGAACUUGGACGCUCGCAUUUUUACUGGGGACUUUAAUCCUGUGAGCAAAGCAGACAGCACUGCAGGGGCACAUCUGUAUCGAAGUGUGGAGAAUCUACACUGGGCCACGGGGGCUGAGCCGCAUUGCCAUCCCCGCUACGGAAAUGUAGACAAAGAAUUUGUUGUCCGUUACAAAGGCACAGCUCAUUGGUCAAAGUGUUCUGCGGAAGGUACUCCAUCCCCCAGCUCACCUGAAUGCUGCCGACACUUCCCUCUCACGUUGGACAGAAUUCCACCUGCAGCGCGAGACGUCACCCUUCCUCUUUGUGCCAAAGUGCCUCCGUGGCUUUUCUCCUCCGUCGACGGGGAUGCCAAAAAAACCCUAAAGGAAAAACUUCGAAUUCACAGUAGUAAAGCUGCAGAGAUCUGCAAGCCUCUCAGACCUCAGGUUUCCUUGAAUGACCUGGUUCCAAGGGAAUGCUCUGAAUGCCGGGCGUGCCAGCAAUAUAAGAACGGUUGUUCGGUGAACUGUUGCACCAUAUUUGUGCAGCAUGCCACCCUCACUCACGGGCCAUGGACAGCUCUGGGGAGUCAUCGGCCUUGCUUUUCUCGCCGACUAACAAACCCAGAAGACAUCAAGCAAGAAGCUCGGAGAAGGUUGCAGAUCAGGAGACAGAACAGCUCGCCCAACUUGACUCUCCAUUGUGCCAGUGAUGGCCAGGACAUGGUCAAGUCCCAAACGACUGGAUCCUUAAAGGGAUAUGAGGGGGAAGGAGACACCAAAAGGAUUUUGGAGCUGAGCAAAAAAGGGGACUUCAAAGAGAGACUCUACAUUCCAACUUUUGAAGAGUUCAAGCGGAUGAGAAUCAAGGAGACAUGUUUUCUGGGUGGCAGCGGUGACGUGACAAAAGAUGUGAAGGAAGGAACCCAAAAGUUGGAAGAAAAAAGAAAUCAGAACCCUUGUUCAGGUGCCCAGCAAAUUCUUGCCAAAGAAACGGUUGCAACGAUAGAUUAUUAUGAUGAUGUGUUUCAUGAAAAUACCCAGAGCACUUCUGGCCUUGUUGGCUAUCAAGAUAAUUCAUCUACAUGGGACAGGAGCUUCUGCCUGAUGAACAUGCCUAUGGCUAGGGACAAGCGCUAUGAAGUGCCAACUUCAGAUAGAAUCCCGGUCCCCAUUUGUUCGAGUCCAAUUCCAAGACCACCUCUACAGUCUGCUGCAGCCCUUAGGGAGGAGGGACGGAAAACUUUUGCUGAAGGGGAGACUCAGGGAUUGAAUGCAAGACAGCUAAGCGAAGUCCUCCACCAUGCUGGACAGCCAGUGGUGCCUGAAAACCAGUCUUCUUGCUGCCCAUUGCUAUUAGAAGCGACAGAUAUAUCCAGCUAUGGAGCUAAACUGCAGAAAAUGAAGGAUGAAUUUAUAGGCUCUGCACUGGACCUCAUUAAGAAGAGGUAACCAACUCUGUUAGAAUUCUUGAGAGCAAUUUCAGUUUUCGGGUACUUAUAAAUGCACUUUCAAAUUUAGCUGCAUUAAGUAAUUUAUAGAAUUUCCUUGCUGAAUCAGUAUGCUGCAGAGGUGUAAUAAUUUGCACAGACACUUACGCCAUUAAUAGCUUUCCCCCUUUUGACCUGUGGGGAGUUCCUUUCUUUGAGGUAUCAGGCAGCUGUAGGGAAAGAGACAGUGUUGGGGCUGUGUUAAUUUGUGCAGACAUUUUCCCAUAUGCCACUUUGGGAGAACUGAUGAAGCUGGGGUUUUUAACUAACUGCUAUAUCUGAUGUCAGGAAGGAGUUUGCCUAACAAUCUAGAAGGGUAGUCUGGGGAUUGUGGAGAGGUGGGGACUCCCUCUGCCCCGUGGGGGGUGUUUGCUCUGUUCCUUGAGGCACUGAAAUGACUGGUCCUCCUUGUUCAUUGACACACAUCUAGAUCUUCACAGGGAGGGUUAAUUAUUGACUCUGGGCAGAAGGUUGGAGGAAAUGUCAAUCAUGUGAAUGGAGGUGAUACAAAACAUAAUAUUAAAGUCUGUGACCACUUGAAAACUGACUUUCAGGUGACUUGGGCAAAUAAUUAAAAAAAUGCUGCCUAAUAUAUUGGUAGAUUUCCUGCAGUGUGUAUUUGGGGCAACCUACAACAUAAAUCCUAUGAGGGAUAGUUUCCAUGAUGAGUUCAAGGCAGAGACUGAAUUCCCUUGUUGGAACCAUAAGCUUAGGAUUCACUAUUUUUAGGGUCAUACGGGGUGACUGAAUGGAACCCUUAUUGGUUUAUAUAUAAAGAUUUAUGCUCUGCUCUAUCACAUCUACAUUCACAUAUCAUGAUAAGUCAGAUUUUCUGGCAGAUUGUGGUUUAUUGUAAAUGAGCAGCAUGCUCAAUCACUCCCACCUCAUUCCCCCCGGGCAGGAUGAACAAACCAGGAAGUCUUGGCUUCCCAUUACAUCCAAGCUAGGAAUCAUGACUUGUUGCUCCCUAACAAGUCCACAUGUCAUAGGCCAACAACUAUGGCUUAAAUGGCUUAAAGUUUGCUUGUAAUCAUGGUUUGUUUGUUUGUUUGUUUGUUACGGAUCAACAAACCAUGAACCCUGAUUCAGGUAUACUAGGAAGCCAAGGCUUCCUAGUUUAUCUUUCUGGUGCUAGAAGGGGAAAGAAGCAGUUCACAAUAAACCAGAAAAUCUGGUUUAUCGAUGUGCAAACAUGAAGCAAUACAAAAUUUGAAAAUUAAAGUAACAAACAAGAAUGAGAACAAGAAAACUAUAAACGCAACAGAAAAUACAUAAUAUACAGCCUGGUGAAACCCAUCAGAGCAGCAAAAGUCAAUGAAAGGGGUAUUCAAACAUUAAAAACCACACAGGAGCUUGGAGACUGAGAAAAUGCAGCCCUUUGGUCUAAAAAAAUUGAGGCACUCUUGUCUGAUCUACAUAGAGAUUCCAUUGCCCCAAGUGCAGAAAAACGCCUCCUCCUGCUCAGGUGAGCCAGCCUCUGCUCUUGUAUCAUAGAAUCAUAGAGUUGGAAGAGACCACAAGGGCCAUCGAGUCCAACCCCCUGCCAAGCAGGAAACACCAUCAGAGCACUCCUGACAUAUGGUUGUCAAGCCUCUGCUUAAAGACCUCCAAAGAAGGAGACUCCACCACACUCCUUGGCAGCAAAUUCCACUGUCGAACAGCUCUUACUGUCAGGAAGUUCUUCCUAAUGUUUAGGUGGAAUCUUCUUUCUUGUAGUUUGGAUCCAUUGCUCCGUGUCCACUUCUCUGGAGCAGCAGAAAACAACCUUUCUCCCUCCUCUAUGUGACAUCCUUUUAUAUAUUUGAACAUGGCUAUCAUAUCACCCCUUAACCUCCUCUUCUCCAGGCUAAACAUGCCCAGCUCCCUUAGCCAUUCCUCAUAAGGCAUCGUUUCCAGGCCUUUGACCAUUUUGGUUGCCCUCCUCUGGACACGUUCCAGUUUGUCAGUGUCCUUCUUGAACUGUGGUGCCCAGACCUGGACACAGUACUCCAGGUGAGGUCUGACCAGAGCAGAAUACAGUGGCACUAUUACUUCCCUUGAAGUAAUGUAAGCCAUGGGUUCUGCAAGUAUGGGACUGAGAUCCAUCGCACAGUGUUAUUUUCUUUUGUUCACAACAUCCCUUUUGCCAGGCAGGGUCAUAGUAAUAGAUGGACUUUAUCAAGCUCAGUUUGCUUACAUUCAGAGCUUUCUGAAAUUGAUUCAUUGCUAUGAAAAGCACAAUGGUCAUUUCAACCAGUUGCCAAGCUUCUCAUGACUUUGAGUCAAAAGCUUAUGAGACCAAACAGUUUCCCUUUGAAAUUGUAAAACUGAGAGCCAUUAUUUGCUCAAAACCCAGCUGUCAUUUUCUUCCAGAGCUUUAGCAAUCUCAUGGAGGAUCUUGUUUUGACGAUGGGAGUUUCUGGCUCAGCGGCGGGGUGUCACUAGAUUUGAAAGGCAACAUAUUCUCAGAAUUUGGCAGUGAAAUGACAGGGUUGCAAGCCUUAGGUUCACUUCAGCAACAUGUGGCGCUGAGGCUGCUUGAAAUUGGGUCCUUGUGGCAGUUGCUCCAUGGGGCCAGGUAUUCAUAUGCCUUGUCUUGCCGUGUGGAUUUUCCCCAUGCCGCAUGAUUUGACCCAGUGCUUGUUGUAAGAAAACCUCAGUAAUAUGAAUAACAUGGGGAGAUCUGGUGUGAGGCCAGUCCGUAAGGUGAGCUGCUGCAUACAGUCAAUUGUUUACAUGGAGCAGCAUCUUUUCAGCACAUAAAAUCAUAAGAAGAGCACUGCUGGAUCAGACCAAAGGUCCAUUUGGUCCAGCAUCCUGUUACCACAGUGGCUACCCAGAUGCCUACAAGAAGCCCACAAGCAGGACAUGAGCGCAAUAGCACUUAUGCUGUCCAGCAACUGGUAGUGAGAGGCAUACUGGAGGUAAUAUAGCCUUCAUAACUAAUGGGCAUUGAUACCCUUUUCAUCCAUGACAAUUUUAUCAUUUCAGAUUGUUAGCAUUCAUUCAUGUGAAGUGGAAGACUUCCUGGGUUAUUCUUGUCAUUGGCUUCUUAAGAUUCUGCUGGAAUUUUGUGCGUGUGUUUGAAUUACAUGCAACACAUCUGCCCUUUAUUUCUGAACUUUCUUCCAAAUGUAAUUUACUCAGCACAUUUAUAAGCAGCUUAAUGUUUUAAUUCUGAGCCUCUAAUUUGUAGUGUUUUAUCUUCAUGGAAUAAUCUAAAGCCUGUCAUGAAUUGUAGAGCAUUUAUUUUUACUUGAGCAAAAAAGAAAUGGUUGAAAGCAUGAUUGAAAGGAGAUCCUGAUUUAUUACCUGUUUUACCUUUUGAUUGUGAAUUGUGUUUACCAGGCUUUCUGAGGAAUUUGACUUCUGAAGACAGAGAAAGAUGAAAACCUAGGGCAUUAUUAAUAGUCAAGUCAGUGAAUGGGCAGGAAAUCAGAUCAUCCAGUAUAUAAGGAAUUAAAUAAAGACAGGCAAAAAUUUUACGAUGACAGAGAAAGCAGUUAAGGAAAUAAAAGUCCCAAGGUUAAAAAAAUAAAAAAUAAAAAUAUUUGGAUUUGAGCAUAUUAAAGUGCAUGAAGUUGCUGGGCAAAAUAUUGUUUUCUUUCAAGGUCAAAACAGCAGCCAAUGUCAAGGAUGAUAUGGGGGAAGUGAGAAGAGGAAAAAUUCAGCCAUAACAGAAAGGCCCAGCUUGUAGAGUAGAGGAAGGAAUGCUAGAUGACAGGGUGCCUCAAGAUUGAAGUAUUGCUCAGUUAUUUAAGAGGUGGAUAAAGAUGGUUCCAUAAUAAAAUCAAAGAUGAAGUUGGACCAUUUGGGAUCUGCAGCAGUGAGGUACUAAAUAGGGUGGAGCCUUGGGAACAAUUUUUUUUCAGUGAAGCAGGCAAAUGGACUACCCUUCUCCAAAAACUGAAGCCAGUUACCAUGUCUAGCAGAAACAAAAACAACACCCGCCUCAUAUACUGAUCAUCCUAGCUUCGUUCGAAUUAGGCACAUCUCUGAUUGAACCACCUCAGCCACAAAUAGUUGCAGUACCAUUAUGUACAUUUCCCCCCCAUCCAGAAAUCUUCCAUUACAUUAAUUCCUUGCUCUAAUACCAUAUGGAAGAACUACUCUCACCUGGGAGAAAGAGAUAGAAUAGAUGCAAAAACAGUCGGCCAAGAGGCAGUUGAGAGGAUAUAUAUCAUGAGAACUAAUGUACAGAUAAGAGCACUCCAGUAUCCAAUAAAUAUGGAACUGUGUGUAUAUGAUUUCUUGAAUAUAAACAGAAAUAACUUCCUACAAAGGAAAAUUCCCAGUAGUUUUAAUAUAAUUUGCCAUUUUGCAUAUCGCCUGAAAUACCUACCGUACUCUCUCUUUCUCUGGAAAACUGAGGUGGUGUUCACAGUUCUGUUUAUUCUGCAUCUAGUGUACUUCCACAGCUGGUUUGGGAAGCAGGGCACACAGAAUAUUAGGCACAUCUAAAUCCUGUAAACAGCUUCCCCACCAAGUGCCACCCAAAACAUGCCAAACUCCACCACAAUCGCUCCCUCCAAACCUCCUUUCUCAAACUUAACUCAAAGGUUGGUGCAAAAGCUCAUGAGAUUGCAGUUGCAAAGGCUCCUGGGAUUGCUAGCCAUUUUUUUCUGCUCUUUUCACACCAUUUUUGUAGUUCUUGUGCUCUUUUAGGACUGCUUUUGCCUUUUUCUUGCCUUUUUGAAGUUUAAAUCUAUCUAUUGUUUCCCUGCACUGAGCAUAUACAUGGCCACGCAAGAAUCGAACAUGCAUAAGCGGGGAGAUACUUUUACUGCAUUUUGAUGCCUUUCCUUCCAAACUAGCUUCAGUUGAGAAAUAGAACAAGCUAGCUGCAUUCUAAGCUGGGAAUUUGUCCACAGUGUGUAUAAUAUUGUGGGGCAGAAAGCGCUGUCAUCCCAGUUAGGCAGAGCCAUAGAGUUGGAGAACACUGAACUGGCAUGGACUCCAACCUCCCUUUUCUUCCCCACAAGGCAGGAUUAUCCAUGCACCAGCUCCUUACAGAUCAAUUCAGAACACUGUGCCACAAGCUGAAAGCAGGAGUGAAUAAGUCACACACCCCUGAGCUGUCUUCAUAUCAGAUAAUACCAAGUGAUUCAUGAAAGUGAGCCAAGCCACAUGAAUAAUAUGUAUACAGAUAUUAUCCAAUGUCACUAUCCAGAGUUGGUAUAGUUACUCUGUUGUUGUUUUGUUAAAUGGUGUAAUUUUUUUAUUUUAAAAAUGCUAUAUGAAGCAGCAUAGUAACCAAAGAUUCACUGUAUAUUUGUGAGAAAAUGUGUGAUGGGCCACACAGGGAAUAUUUAUUUUAAAAGAUGUAUUUUGUGUUUUUGUAUGAAGGGUUGCCUAGAGGGCAACUAUCUAGAAUGGUAUACAGUUCUUUAACACAAGCAGAAGGAAGGAUACUGCAGUCUCCUGAUGAUUCACAAGAUCCCCAAAUGCAAUAUAUCAAAUAAGCAAAGCAUGCAUUUUUGUAUGUGAUUGACACCUGGAAAUCUUAAACCCCUUCACCCAUUCAUAAUUGUGUGCCGAGUGUAGUGAACACUUCAAGUGAGCUACAUAAAUGCUAAAUAUUAUCUCUGUUUCUGCCACCGCUAAUCCUGUAUAUGUGGGUGUGACUAGGUUUUGUCCUCUCUCCUGUCCCUCGGGGCUUGGAUAUACAGUUUCCUCAUCAUUUAUGAAUGAGAAAUUAUUCAUGGUAUCUGAUAAUUUAGGGGAGCACUUUCUUUCUGAUGACAGAACAGAAAGUUGUCUCCUAUCUUAGUGCAAAUAAAACAACUAAGAGGGACGAGAAGCUUAAAGAUUUCAUGCACUUUAGAUGCUGCUUUUAUACAGAAAUAUUAAGGGGGGGCAACCCUUUAAAUUUACAAACAUGUUUCAUUAAAAAAACCGCACACACAACCCUAUUAUCCACUGCAUCAGCAGAAGUCCGUUUAUGGAAUGGCAUAUGUAAGAGAAAGAAGAUAUGAGGUACUUUUGACUUCACAAGGUAGAAGACCUGUAGAAUAAUACACUGUAGCUUUAAAGAUGCAUUUUCCUCUCAACCCCUGGAGUUGGCUCUGGACUGCUGUUUGUGCAGAACAUUAAUUGGGGUGGUGUCCCUUUUUUCACAGCUGCAGUGGCGAAGCUACCCCUGAGCCCCCUUCCAAAGGAUUUUGUGAACUUAAGAAGGAUGACCUCACUUUUGUGGAGGACUCGCAUCAACCCACCGUGAGUUGCAUGGCCUGGGGCAGAAAGGGGUUUCAGAAGUGUUGGGUAAGGGGCUGUAACUUUACUUGCUAUGACAGCUCUCAGCUAUUCUGUACCCCUGUCACUAAUACUCUUCUGGCUCUCCUCUCCAUGCCCUUUCCUCCCUCCCUUCUUCUACCUCUCUCCCCUCUCUCUCUUUCCUGUUUUCCUGCACCCCAUCUCACCCUUCCUGCUUCUGGGUGGCUGCGAGGAACAAGCCAAUGAAUGAAGAUACCUAAGGCACAUCAACACUACCGUGCAAAUCCAGCUAAAGUUACAUGUGACUAAGGGCCCCUCCAGACUGGUGCAUUUUGGAGGUGUAUUCCAUAACGUGUCAUUCAUGCAGUAAUAGUGCAAUCAUGUUGGAUCGACGCUGGACUGUCCACACAUUAUUCUCAUAGCUGUCAACGUUCCCCUUUUUUAAGGGAAAUUCCUUUAUUCCGAAUAGUAUUCCUGGCAAGAAAAGGGAAAAGUUGACAGCUAUGAUUAUUCUGCUUUAUCAGUUGUUCUGCAAAUGUUUCCCCAGUGUUACUGCAUGAUUCCUGUCUGGAGGGAUAAUCUUGCUCUGUAGCAAAACAAAUGCAGGACAAAACAAAAAACCUGAGACAUUUGCCAUAUGAAAAGUUAUAGGGUUUCAGCAGGAAACUACAGGACAUGCACCAAUUGAAAAGUAUGUUCACAUCAGAACGAUGACAGGUGGAAACGACUGAAAGCGGGAUUGUGGAUAACCGCCCCGAUACCAGCAUGAAUAUGAAUCAUCACAUGUGCGCAAUAAGAAGGAUAUCUGGAGUGGCCCAAAGUACCGUUGAAAGCAAUGGAACUGGUGAUUAACUUUCUCCAUUGCUUUCAAUAGGACCUGUUCACAUAGCUGGAUCGGGCCCACAAUAUUUUAAAAUUGGUCUGAGAGUUGUUUCAUUAUCCUAGCUUCACCCAAGUGGAGCUUUGGGUGAACCACAGCUGCGUGAGGUGCUCAGAGUAAUCUCUGUAGAUCCUUCACGGAAAAGUGUUUCUUGAUCGCUUGGUCAUGACCCACAACAAUGAAAGCAGCUGGAAAGUGGUUUAACUAUGUAAUAUAGACAUAAAGUUCCAGCCUUCAGAAAGUGUGUAAGGAAAGGCAUGGGGAGGAAUGCCCGUUUCAUCCUCAGUCAAGCAUUUACAAAUCCAAAUCAUUGGGUUUGGAUUGCAAACAGUGGUGGCUGGGGAAAGAGAGCUGUUGCCAUCUUAAUUGGAGUAAAGCUGCUGCUGCGAUACACUGUCCACAUAUGGUUGCCCAUCCUGCCAACUCUCCCAUACAGCCCGAUAAAAUAGACAUGUUGCUUGCUGACACACACCCCAAUAUUAAACUAGGUGCAUAUUUAAACAGCUGCACACAGAUUUCAUGAACAUGUGUUUAAUGUAACACUAACAGCUCAUAUUUUGCUUCCUUUCUUGAGUGAGGGUGUUGCCCCUCCCCGAAAGAUAUGAGGAGAAACAACGGUUUUAGAGGUAGUGGGUGCUGGGUGUCGGAUUUGGCCAUGUAUAUUUAAGUAUCUUCAAGGGAUGCGGGUGGCACUGUGGGUUAAACCACAGAACCUAGGACUUGCCGAUCAGAAGGUUGGCGGUUCGAAUCCCCGCGACGGGGUGAGCUCCCGUUACUCAGUCCCAGCUCCUGCCAACCUAGCAGUUCGAAAGCAUGUCAAAGUGCAAGUAGAUAAAUAGGUACCGCUCCGGCAGGAAGGUAAACUGCAUUUCCGUGCACUGCUCUGGUUCGCCAGCAGCGGCUUAGUCAUGCUGGCCACAUACCCGGAAGCUGUACGCCGGCUCCCUCGGCCAAUAAAGCAAGAUGAGCACCACAACCCCAGAGUCGGCCACGACUGGACCUAAUGGACGGGGGUCCCUUGACCUUUACCUUAUUUAAGUAGCUCAUAUAUUGUUUAGUAGAAACUUCUCCCCACAACCACCCCUUGCUUUCCUUCCAGAGCUCCAGCCCCAACUGCCGCCGAUCAAGUUCUGACAUCUCCUACGAAACUUCGGACUGCACCAAAGCUCAACGGGAGUGUCGACUGCGGCCUCAUUUCAGUGAUCCGAUGCCAACAGAUGCUGUGAAGAGGAAACAACUGGAGCUGAAGAUCGCUGCAGCAGCACGGCAGCAUGCCCAGAAGCGCCGGCAAGAGAGAGACUCCAGUAUGCCCCCCUUGCCUUUUGCUUUGUGUGUGAUUUGCAGGGUCUGUCCAUGUCACUCAUAGUUCUGGGUGUGUUUUGACAUUAGGUUAGCAGUCAUCAUUCAGAGAGAUAGCCUCCAAACAUCUCCCACUCAACAGCCGUGGAUUAUGUUUGCAGCCAGCUGUAGCCUCUUAUUCCAGGGUUCCUCCAGAGGAGAGGGAAUACAAUAGCAGCUCCUCCUCCAGUGUGCUCUCUGUCUGUACAAUUCAUAGCAACAGCCAAUAGCCUGGAUUGGGCCCAUACAGGACCAAACUGGCUCCUGGCAAAUGCAGGAAAGGGGGUAUGCAAAAGUAAGGCAGUGUCAUGAGCUAAGCUUCAAUCUAGUGCUUUCUUUGACUUCAUGCAUGAUAUAGCGAAAGGUGAGUAGAACCUGGAACAAUUGUUCUGCAAGUAUACUGAGCAGAUGGAGCCGUCAAUAGGUGGCUUCCGCUUGUUGUUUGCAUAGUUCAUUAGGACAGGCUUGUUCCUUCCAACACACCUGAGCCAAAUUCCAAAUGAGAGCGUCCUUCCCUAGCUGUUGAAUUAAAGAGAGAAAUGUAACUCAGAAGCGGAAUAUGUUCUUUGCAUACUGUCAAGUAGACCUGCUAGCUUGUGGCCCACGAGACUAAACACAGUUGUGCAUUGUGGCGCACCAGGAGUUUGAUAAACCUCUGCUUUUGGGGGGCUGCAAAUAUAUAGAAGCACCUAGCAAAUAUUUGGGUUGGUGGGUCACAAGCUGUCUAGGUCUAUUUUAAAGGAUCUCAGCAGGCAAGGCUGAGGAAACCUUGACCAAGGAAAGAUGGACAAUUUAACCAGUACAAUACAAGGAGGGUUUCUGUCUUUUUUUUUUAUGACCUGCUACUGUGCCUUUAAGAGCAUGCUUAGCCAUCAGGUCAAGCUUUUCUUAGCAUGAAGAAAAAGAAAAUCUUUAUGUAUGUAUGAAAAUGCCAGAAUGUAGCAACAUAUUAUUAAGAACUAGGUUCUCCCUGUCUCUGUAUUCAGGUACUUUGCAGAAUCCUUCCUGGUCACAAGGAGAAAAACAAAACAAAACAGGACAAUCUUUUUACUGUUGGAUGAACAGGGCUGAGGAACAAAACAAUGGGAAGGUUCUACAAAUAGAUUUAUUUUAUUUCCCCCCCCACUCAGGCCCAGUGCUGACGAAAGCCAACCUCAACUACAGCAGCAACGUUGAUGAGAACCACGGCAUUCUGGGCGGCUCCUUUCGUUCCAAACACCGCUGGAGCAACGUCAGCAGUCUCAGCGCCGACAGCGGCAUUGUGGGCGGGAGUGACGAGAGGGACAGUGCCGAUGCCAGCAGUGGAGGGGUGCCAAGGAUGAGGUCAGCUGAGAUGGAGCGGGCGGACAGCGGCAUCAGCCAGGUGCUGAGUAGGAAGUGGAGGAGCAAGGCGUCGGAGACGCUGGCAUCUCUGCAGGCGUGGGAGGCCCACCAGCCUUGCACCGACUGUGGGGGGAGACACUUCCCGCUGGAGACGGAUGUCCAGAACCAGAACAAGAGGCGGGCCGUCCUCUGCGAGAAGUGCCUGAAGUGCCGGACGGAGCGGAAGGAGUCGGUGCUGGAGUUUGUCAACACUGAAACCAGCUACGGGGAGGACCUGCGCAUCAUCAAGGAAGAGUUCUACCUCCCCAUGCAAGCUGCUGGCCUGCUAACACAGGACCAGCUGCUGGUGGUUUUCGGCAACAUACAGGAGCUCAUUGACCUCAACGAAAACUUCCUGGAGUACCUUCAGGAAGAGAUUGAGCAGGCCUUUGAGCAGGUAGCGUGUGCGUGUGUGGUCUCAGAUUUCUUCUCCCUUUCCCUGUGCAGUUAUAAUGACCUACUUUUGCCACUGUAGCUUUGUUACUAUGACACUCAAAGGUUGUGCCACUCAUUAGAAAGGCACAUUGCCUAAUGAGCAGGUAAGGGAAUUGAGAAUGGGUAUGCCUCUGUCUGACUCAUUUUAGCUGCUGAAAUGGGAAAGGGGCCAUUGCUGAGUGUAAGAGUAUCUGCAUUGCGUGUAGGAGGUGCCAGGUUCAGUCCCCACCAUCUCCAGGUAGGGCUGGCAGAGAUGCUACCAGUCAAAGAAGACAGUACUGAGCUAGUUGGUCUGGCUUGGUAUAAGGCAGCUUCCCUGUGCUCUUGUUCCAAAGGGUACCAACUUUUUAUUUAUUUUUUGUCAUUUCAAUUGUGUGAGAAAACAUCUGCCUCUAGAUUAGGGAAGAAGGCCUCAGCUCUGAUUGGAUGCCCCCAGUCUACCACAAGUCGCCUGUGUUUCUUUGUGAUUGACAAGAUACGUGAAUUCAAGACCACUUGGUGAAUAAGCAUCUCAAAAAUCCUUUGUGCCUUGUAGAAUCAUAGAAUCACCUAAGAAAGCCCCCUGCAAUGCAUGAAUCCCUAUGCCAACCUCCCCCAGCCUGGUGCCCUCUAGGUGUUGUUGGACUACAGCUCCCAUCAGCCCCAGCCAGCAUGUCCAAUGGUAAGGGGUGAUGGGAGUUGUAGUCCAAAACAUCUGGCAGGCACCAGGCUGGGGAAGGCUGCCUUACCCCUUGAGUCCCUUUGCCCCAUGUGCUCCUGAACAGACCAGUCUGGGGCUAGCUUUAUGACAUGUGGAAUUGCCCCUUUAGCCCUUUCAAUUUGCUGUGCAGCGAGGCCUACCAUCACUUCGAAAUAUUACUGCAUUUCCAUUGGCUGAAGGAAAAUAAUGCCGGCAGGCAGACGGUUGCGCUAGCACCUCAGCAAAGCGAAUGGCAUUUACACGCCGCUGUGUAUUUAUAUUAUGCCCUGUGCUUUAUUAAGGGCUCUGAAAGAAACAAAACACCCUUUUACCAUGAAAUUAAUUUUUACAGCAGCAUUCAAAGAAGCCCAUCUUGCCCACAGGAGAGCAAUUAAAAGCGGCUUUGCCUGCCAACAAUUGCCGGUGGCCAAGAACAGACGCAAGGCUAGUUAAAUCCUUUAAGUGUUAUUUGAGCCACGCUCCAAACUGGCUCUCUUUCUUGAACGUACUCAAGGUUACUUAUAAUUUGCUGGAACAGCAGUUCUUGAUGGUUCAUUAUUACAGACUAGCACCCUGUGUAUGGCACACGGCUCUGCGCCCUGUUGCUGAACUUUGCAAGUCAAAUGCGGGAGAGAGUAUUAUUUUGAAGGCCGGAUAAUCGCCUUGGGGAAGGGCCAGAGCUCAGCAGGAGAACACAUGCUUUUCAUGCAGAAAGUUCCAGGUUCAGUCUCUGACUUAGCCAUUUUUAAAAGGGAGGGAAGGGGAAGGAUCAGGUAGCAGGUGCAGUGAAAACCCUCUGCCUUAGAGGGCCAUCAGAGAAGACAGUACUGGGUAUAUGGACAAGUAGGCAGGACAGGGAUUCUUCCUGGUGUCGGAGGUCAUGUUUUAUAUACAAAGGUUCAAGGUUUGAUCUCUGGCAUCUCCCAGGUAGGGUUGGAAACGAGUCUUGUGUGAAACCCUUGGGGGUCAGUCCCAGCCAGUCUGGACGAGGGUCAAGGAACCUUUUUCAGUUCAAGGGUUGUAUUUCCUCAUAGCUGACCUUCCAGGGACUGCAUGCUUGUGGUGCGAGCAGGCAAAAGGUUUGUGUCUUUUUAAGCCACGAUAUAAUCAUCCAAAAUGGGGAAAUGUGAUAAUGCUAUCCACUGCGUCAGAGAUGUAGUUGAACUUUUUAAGAUGCUGGGGAGCCAAGGAGGGAAAUCAAGGAUAAUAGAGGAGCUGAGGGAUAAGACCAAAGGUGUAAAAGAGAUCCUGUGAGCCAUUUCCAGCCCUGCCAGUCACAAUUUUAAAAAUUAAUUUAGAACUCAAAAUCAUAUAUGCAAAAUUUGCAUUGCAAUACUUCGCAGGAAUCUGUGUGCAUUCAAAUUUUAAUGCAGUAAGUUUAAAGGGUUCAGAUGUUGAGUGUUCUAUUUUGACAUAUAUGGGGUUGAAAUUUGGGGGGGAAUAGGGUGGUACAGUCUCCAGUUUCAAAACCUCAAAAGUGCAGAUUUAAUCCAUGGAAUUCAACUGAAAUCCAGUUUAACUUGCAAGGAUGCUGCCUGCUAAUGGAUUUCAGCAAACCAUUUAAGUUGGAUGGCAUGUUUCCUUAAUUAUGAAUGUUUGUUUCUGUUUCAGCAAUAGUGUAGUACUCUCUCUCAUAACUGAGCCUCUGUGCUACAGCACCUCAUGCUGGCAAAAAACAGGGAAUGGUCUUGCAGUAGUCUUUUGUGAAAUACUUUUAUCUUUUUUUAAUUAGGAAUCAAAAUGUAACAGAUUCUAAAAAUAUACAUCAGUAGAGUAAAUCAUUAAAAGACAUGGAAGGGAAUAACAACAUGGUUGUCAAGCUGAGAUUAAUCACUUUUGCAUUGUGUUUGCAUACACCUUUAAUGUUCUACCAGAGUCAGUAGAAAAUCAUAAGAAGAUCCCCGCUAGAUCAGGCCAAAGGCCCAUCUCACCUACCAUCUUGUCCUCACAGUGGCCAGUGAGAUGCCUAUGGGAAGCUCACAAACAGAAGCUGAGUUUAACAGCAUUUUCCUCCCUUGUGAUUCCUAGUGACUGGGCUUAGGCCACUGUUUGGAGAAUAGAUUGCAGAAGUUAGCAGUUCAAGGAAAAAACAUGUAGCACUUUUGCUUGUUUUCAGUGUGGAAAGAGCUUAAUUAUUCAGAAUGCAUUCAAGCUGUAGUUCAUGGGAAACGUGGCCAAAAGAAACUCACUGUUGAAACAGCUAUCAUGAGGUGUGUUGCUAACGUGUUGUCCAAGAUCAGCUUGUAAUUAUAUUAGCAGUUGCAGUCAAGGUGGUAGGUCUGGGCUGCAUAUUACCUGGGCAGGGCUGUGACAGGGCAGGCAGGUGAUGCGGUCAGUGCUGUGUGGACACCAAUCUGUUCCUCCUGCUGGUAUGUCCACACAGCCCUGCCUUUGCCGCUGCCCUGACCCACCUCAGCUCCGUAAACUGCAGAGACACCAAUGUCACCAGCUCCACUCCAGCACAUUCGCCACAAUUGAAUAUUAGGCCGGUGGCUUUUAAUGGCCUCUGGUACCUCCACGUCUCUGGCUGAUGCAUUGCCUUGUGUGUUGUGUGUUGGCAGGGCGAUGAUGACCUCAUGACUGUGUGCAUCGGUGAAAUAUUCCUGGAAUUUGUCAAUAUGCUGCCUGCCUUCCAGACGUACUGCCUCCAGCAGUCAUCUUCAGUGAACAUGCUCAAUGCACUGGAAAAAGAGAAGGAGUUACUCAGGUGAGGAGACCUCUUAAUCUUGGGUUGGUAGCAGGACCAUUCAGCGCUUGUAUGAAGCCCAGCAUGGAAGUCUUGUUCUUGACAUGACACCAGAAGUCCUGCAGGCCCCUGGUGGAGUCCCCCAGUCAUCCUAGCCCUCCAAGACCCAGGGCAAGUUUACCCAGCUGUCCCUGGCCCCUUGCACAGGCCUGGUAGGAAGUAUAUGCCUUGGGGCACAGACUCCAUAUCUUUUCCUAAAUGUACUGAGCAUUUCUGGGUAGGUAAUGUAUUCAAGAGAUUAACUGGGUGUGUGUCGGAGGGGUGUGUGGUCUGGGUUAGUGAGUAAGAUAUAAAUUUGUGGAAAUAAAUGAAUUUGAAAUUAUUGUACCUAGAGAUAAUAAUGAAUGGGGGCAAUUGUAAGGGGAUUAAAUGGAUUUGGAGAAAGAUCUGUUGGGAAAACGAGAGUAAAUUAAUUGAAGGGGGGACAGAUCUGGAGUGGGGUGCAAGAUAAUUGAACAUAUUUGGGGUGUCUGGUGAGCUUAUUAUCUGUAAUAUUAAAAUUCUGAAUUUGCAUCUGUACAUAUUAAUUCAGAUAUGCAAAAGUUUGCCUAUGAGCCCUUACUUUUAAGUACUUAGCAACACCCCUUGGAGCAAGUAUGCUUUGGGAGGGGGUGUUCAUCAAUGACCAGGCACUUGCACCAGGAUACAUGGCAUCAACUAGAGCUGAGGAGUUUACCAAUAAAGGCACAUCACCAACUGGGGCUUUAUCAGAACGAUAGAAAGGCUGUGCUCAUCCACCUGUGACAUUCCCAGUAUAGUGUCUGAGUGCUCCCUGCACCUCCAACCUCCUCCCCAAAUCCGUUCUAGAGGGCUGGGGAAACCCUCAGAACAGAUUUAGGGGGUGCACAGAGGACACAUAGGACAUGGGGAGGGUGAAAACAUUCCCUGCACUAUUGCAACUAAUAUGCUAGAUACUGCCCUGUGUCUACAUUUGCAUAAAUUUAGGAAUAUUUAACAGCUAAGAUAUCAACAGCAAGUCUAUUUAACCUUACCUUAGUCAUGCAUUAAACAAGGCCUGAGAACGGAAAAAAAAUAAAAAAAUGUUCCUGAGUCUAGCAAAUCAAGUAAAUGGUUUUGCAGGAAAGCAGUAUAUAUCAAUAAUAUUCUGGGAUCUUAAGUCAUAAUUACUUUGUAAAUGUUAAUUAAUUAAAGAUAACAAUGCCUAAUGUGUAUGUACGAACAAGUCUCUCGGUGUAAGCUUUUCUGUUUUCCUGUACCUGUUUACAAAAUACGUUCUUUUUUGACCUCCCUGCAGGAUUUUCCUCAAUGUUUCCCAGAACGACAACACAGCUCUUCGCCGCAUGAAUCUGCGGUCCUUCCUCAUGGCUCCACUGCAGAGAGUCACCAAGUACCCACUUCUGCUGAGCCGCAUCAUCAAAGCCACCACUGAGUACCACCCAGAUCACAGCAGCCUGAGGGAGGCCAAAAGCCGCAUUGAGUCCCACCUGGAGCACAUAAACAUGAAGACCAAGCAGGAAGGGAACUCGUGGACUUUGCGUUCCUUCCGCCAGGACAGCAAGAAGAACAGGGAGGUCAUUAACAUUGAAAUGAGGGAAACCGCUAUCAAGACUGUGGGCUGGCUGCGGGAAGAAACCCGCUUUGUGAUGGAAGGGCCCUUGCAGCUGGCCCAGCCUCCUGAUGGACAGUGGGUCAAAAAGGGCAGCAAGACCUUAAAAUUCCAGAACAUGCAAGUGCUCCUCAUGGUCAACAUCCGACGCGCCUCUGAGUCUAGCUUUGAACCCGGAGAGCCAGGGCCUGUGAAAGAUGCAGUAUUGGUACUGAUUAGGGACAAAAACAAUGGGAAGUUCAGCUUGCUCAGGGAGCCCUUGAGACUCAGCAACUGUGUGGUCUCUGUGGAUCCCGACUGCGACGACACGUUUGAACUCCUUGAAAUCAGGCGGGAGUCUUUUGUGUUCCGAGAUGGAGACAAGGCACGGACUCACCACUGGUUCAGGCAGAUACGGAGGUACUCUCGGGAGCUGGGCUCCUGGAAGAAGCGGCGCAACGCCUUGCCCAACAUCAUGAUAAGCGCAUCGCACAAUAGGUCAUGAAAGGAUCGCUGACUGCGAAAUGACUUGGCUAAGUAAGCUCAGAAAUUUCCUCACGACCUGCUUUGGGUUGAAGAUCUCCUUUUCAACAAAAAUUGCACCAAGAAUGAACUUCACCUGGCCAAUUAGCAUUGGAGCUAUCCGUAACGAUGUCAUUUUCUACUGAGAAUUCAUUUGUGACGAGUACCACUUAAAUAAGCGUUUCUCAAAUUGAAGGAAAAAAUGUGCCCCGUUUUUAAGCUUGUUAGAUCUUCCAUACAACCCAACUUAGAAACCUCAUUGGGUGUAGCUACCUGGCUCCUACAACCUUUAUGUCUGCUUUGCUCCCAAUUGUGUGGUUCCUACACACACAGUUGCUCCCCUACCUCCGCUACUCCUCUUCUCAGCUGCUCCACAGCCCAUGGUCUCUAGUUUCAGGUAACCCACAGCAGUCUGUGACUGACCAUUCCACCCUUCCCUGUCAGCAAAUCCAUGAGGUAGACACUCAGAUUGUGGGAAAUCUUGAGCCUCUUUAUAGACCUACUUAUCAAUAAGACUUACAAAAUGCUGCCCCCUCUCUUGUAGGUGCCCCACAAACCCUUCUGGAGGCCACAUUCCCCAUUUUGAGAGGCAUUGCCUGAUGAGGUGAUAAAGUGAGGGCCCCAUUGAACUGUCAAAAAGAGGCUGUCAUCUUGAGAGGAGGUUGGUGGCUGACCCUCUGCUUAGUGUAACUGACUGAGCUGGUAGCGAAAAGGAAGAGUGUUGUUAGUUUGAAGACUGCCUGUUAAGUGUGGAGUGAAAGUUAAGCAUGAGCUGUAGGAACAUAAGGAGUUAAUCUGGCUAGCCAAAAUAAUCACUUCAGCACAACUUGGCCUAAGGAGAAAUCAGAGGAGGCUCUUAAGUGGUAAGAGGAGUGAGAUCUAGAUUCUGGGUAAUGGGAAUCUUUUGCACAUUUUGUAAAUAGGUAUAACAGUGAAGACAACAAAAUGUGUGUUGUCUGUCUGAGGGCAAAUAGGCUUUACCCUGUGAAGACUUGCUCAAGGGGGGCAGGGCGGGCCCUUCAGAUUUGUGGCCUACUUGGGAUGUCUUCCUCUAUGGUAAUUAGGGGUUAUUGGCACCAGAUCAUGAGGAGCAGGUCUCUAGAGAGAAAAUAUUGAGCUAAUAUUGUUAAUAAUGUGGGGAUCAGAUAGGAGUGUGAGAUGUCUGACACUGCAUGAUUGUGCUGGGAAAAAGGAAUUUUGACCAUAUAUGAUAGACUGGUUUCAUUGUGCAUAUAUUAUAACAGCAUUAGGCAACAUCCAGUCAAAUUUAGAGCAGUAUUAACACAAUAAAGGAGAAUGUUUAGACAGUAUAAUUAGCCUCAUUUCAGCUUGCUCUCCCAGGAAACAUUUAAUUCAUCCAUCUUUUGUUAGCUUAUCAGUUUUCUACUUCUACCCUCAUGCCCAUGUAGGAACCAGUUUACCGAGUUUUACUUUGCACUGAAUGCAUGUAACACGUAAAUGGAAAAGGAAGCCGAAAUAUAUUCAGAGUUCACUCACAAACAUUCCAGAAUACCUGUAUAAUCCUGUGGAUAAGCAAUACUCUCUCCCUUUACGGAUCACUGGAUUUGUUUGUAAAUGGUUAAAAACCCAUUGUAGAAAUCCAAGGAAUGUCUUAACAUCAGAAAUCGUUCUGAAAUACGCUUCUGUUAACAAGGCUCAAUUACCUCUUCUAGUUUGUGAUUAUUUAAAUGAUGUAAUCUAGUGUAUUUCAAAAUUUUAAUUAAAAAGGAAUCUGUUACAUUAUUGUAGAUUAACAUAAAAUGUUUUAAUAAU
This is a messenger RNA of Podarcis lilfordi (Lilford's wall lizard), 70165 nucleotides long. The record is from the annotation of a GenBank genome assembly. Lineage: Eukaryota; Metazoa; Chordata; Lepidosauria; Squamata; Lacertidae.